UUGUGCUUCUUUAUAUGUUUAACUUUAACACAAAUGUAUUUUAUUUUUAAGUCAUUAUAAGCUAUCCAAGAUAAAAGAUAGUCAAGUCAGUGUUUAUUAAUAAAGCACCUUUAAAAGACAGCAGUCAAACAAAGUGCUCUACAUAGGAUAAAUAAAUGAAGUAAAAAAAGAAAUAGAUAACAAUAAAAAGAAUAAAAUUUAAAACAGUAGAAUAAAAUACAGACAGUAAAAAAAAAAAAAAGAAAGCUACAGUGCCUCUGAUUCCUGUGUGUUCACAAAGAAAUGUUCAUUUUAGGGGAUAAACCAUCUAAAAACCCACUUUUAUUCCUUGGCUUUUGACCCAGCAUGAGAUGGCAUUUAGUUUAUUGCUUUUUGUUAUAUUUUAAAACAACUAUUUAUUGAUGUUUUAUGUUUUUAUGUUAUUAUGAACAGCACUUUGUGUCAGCUUUGGUUGUAUGCUCUAUUAAAAAAGUAUUUAAGUGCUCAAUAUUAAUAAAGUUGAGUUGAGUUAAGGAGAUUUAUUUUACAACUGGCAAAAUAUUGAAAGACUCUGAUGCAUUUAAGUGACAGUUUUAACCAAAGUUAAAUUACCCUCACUUAGAUUCUUGUAACACAAAAAUGUAUUACCCCCCUUUUUAAAUAGUUUUCUGUUUUUAAAGGUCUUGUUAUGUAGUUUUACAGCAUUUUCUAUCAUUAGAUUAGAUAAGAUGUUCCUUUUAUAGUCCUACAGGGGGAAAUUCCAAAAUUACAGCAGCAGGGUAGAGAUACGAAAACGACAAAACUAAAAAAAUACAUAAAUAAUCUGAGUGAAAACAAGAUAUGUGCAUGCGUAACUGUAUUUUUCAAAUCUUAGGUGGUCAAAAUGGCAAAAAUGCAUCAGGCUAUGUGUGUUAAUUGACGUUUUUAUCUCCUCUUAAAAACUUUAAUUAAUUUAUUGCACCAGUAUUUUCCAUUAAUCGGGCUCUGUACGCACCAGUGUCUUUUGCUGAGAUGUUUGUGAAAUACAAUACAGUGGAAAAUUCAGAUGACAAACACAAGAGAGACAUUUUCAGUCUAUUAACAAAUGCCUCAAAAUUACUCUUACAUGCAACUAAAACAAGUUCACUUCAUAUUUUUCACAAUUUCCAAACAAAAAAACGCUUAAUGUGCAAAGUUAAGAACAGGAAUCUGAAAAAUCCGAGCAUAGUAGGAGUACGUGAACGCAUCGCAGGAUCCACUACUGAGUGAAGCGUCUCCGGAUCCUCAGAGCGGGACUGAGGGAGCGAGGGAGCCGGAGACACGGAGCGGGGGGACAAACACGCUGUAUCGGAUACUUAACUUCACAUCUUUGACUCUUCAAAUCCUGGACAUGAAAUCCGCAUUUUAACCGCGUUGAGAAGUGAACUCCAACCCAAGAUGACGGUGGAUUUCGAAGAAUGUAUCAAAGAUUCACCCCGAUUUAGGUAAGAACACGAAACUCUGCACUGUUUCACUCCACAGUUCUCCACAACACUGCACCAUUUCUACUAUUCCUGGGUUUAAUCACGUUAAAUCUCUCUUGUUGUGAAUGCACACGUGAUUUCUCCAAGAGUUGACUCUGUUGUGUUGCAUUUACGGACUGAAUAGUGUCACGUAUUGUGGGGUUCAGUGCAGGCAGAUCUUUGCCUCACAGACUGGAGUGUCUUACAGUAGGCAUGAGGAUGAGCAAUGCAGCCAUAUGAGAUGUCACAUGGGCUGAAUGAGAGCUUGUUAUUAAAUUACGAGACAUUUUCAUGCAUUUUUCCAUUUAUUAGAGUUAAAAUUUGGACAUGAUGCAGCUCAAACUUUGGAUUUGUCUCAGGCGUGUGUUCCUCUUUUCUAAAAAAAAGUAAAAUAUCACUCAUCAUCUGCUUUAAAUCAUCUCCUGUAUUUAUUUUCUGUCUGUGAGAAUCUGUGUCGGGGCUCUGAAGUUUAAACAGUGUCAGUAAUCUUUGGAUCAGAGGAAACUGAAGGCUUCCCCGCACAGCCUGCUGCAAAGCCCCCCUGACCGCCGUGCACCAAAGGUUACAUAAAUAAGGCAGGAAUUUUCUACACCCACAUCUGAACCUGGUCCUCCGCUCCCAGAGAGUCCAGAGCUGCUGAGAGGCUGCGAGGGGAGGGUGCAAAUAUGAAGUGCAGACAAGUAGACCUCAUAAAACACUCCUGCAGAGAUUUCAGAUUAAAGAGAGUGAAUCAGGAGGUGUUUGAUUGGAUAAAUAACCUCACUUUGAGACUUCCUCAGUGGCACCUCCAUCUGCAGACAGGAACGUCUCAGGAAGUGCUGAGUGAGGGUGUUUUUACUAACCAGCUCCUUCCUUUGUAAGACAAGUCAGAUUGUUUGCAGCUCUCUGUUAAGAUGCUUUCAUGCACAGUUGGAUAAAGUAAACUCUUAUCUGACUGGAGCUGUGAGUGUGGAAUGAAAACACACCUCUUCCUCCUCCUCCUCCUCCUCCUCCUGCAGAUGUUUCUCUUUUGACUUACAGGAUGCAUGUAACUUAAUCAUAUCAUUAUUUCCCCGAUACUUGAAUACUCUAGAAACCGGCACGUGAGAGUGUUACUCAUCCAUAGUUGAAGAGAUGAUGAUCUCAAACCUCUUCACCUCAUCUAAACUCUUCGUAAUCAGCCUUUUCUCACAUUUUCAUAACUGUAACGUCGUCUUAUCUGCGGGCAGGCAGACUGAGUCAUCAGCUCAAAUCCAGAUGUCUGUGUGGGUUUAGAUACUCUGUAAACUGGUGUGUGUGUAGAGUCAAGGUCCCAGAGUUUAUUUUUAGUAACACACAAGCUCAAAUCCAGCAGGGAUACGGUAUUCUGAGUGUUUCAUAGAUGGCUGUGAUUAUUGAUUUUUAUGAUGCUUCAUUUUUCUGUAUCUAGAAUUCAGUGUAAAUAAACGGAAGCAUCACUGAUUAUCAGGGCUUCAUUAAAGCUCCUAUGAGUAACUUUCGGUUUGUGUCAAUAUUGCUGAAGUUGUGUUUCUAAGCAUGUUGACUUACCCGGGAUUUCCACUGCAUUUAGAACGGCUCCGAUCCGGAACAGCAGCGAUUUUCCCCAUUUGCCAAUUCCUACCAGAUCCGUUUGUGAGGUGACAGCAGGAAUCGCGAGAACUUACAAGAACCCGCGGAUUCACCGGCAAUCGCGCGAUAACAAGUUGUCUUUAGCCACAUAGGCUAACCAUAGAAGCAGUAGUUUGUGUCCUUCCAGAGGAGGAAAUCUACUUCUAGACUUCUAAAAUCAGCAUCUCCUCAUCCAUGGUGUCAUCGGGGUGAAAUGACAUCUAAAAACCUUUGAGUUUUUCGUCCCCGCCGGUUUGCAUGGUGUGAAAUACAAUCCGCCUGAAGCACAGAGUGUUUUAUUUUGACAAGAAGCCAGAAAAAAUAGAACUCUUGCGAUCUGCAGCGGAACGGAAAGAAGCCGGUGGAAAUUGACACAUUGACUUGAAUGGUUACGAUCAGCUACGAUCGGUGGAUACAGCCUUUUCGUAGCCGUUCUGGAUGUGGUGGAAAUUGGGGGUUAUGCUGCAUUCCAGUUGUAGGUCAGGAUUUCUGAGCUACAAGUCGGAAAUUCAUCUGGAACGCCCCCUGAAGUCGGAUGAUCCUCACCGACCCCAUUUCGAUGACAACGUCACAAUUCAAGAUGGCAGCGCAGUGAAGCUGGUUUCAGGUGUCAAAAAUUACCAUUUAAAACCCAUCAAUCCGCUUUCUACUGGACCUAUUUGCUUGUAUAUAUCAUAAAAAAGCAGCAAUAUGAGUUUCAGCCUAUUCCAUAAAGACUGAAAAAUUCCUCACAGGAGCUUUAAAAGUUAAGAGGGGAAUGAAAACACUGAAUAUUUGCUCGUUUCAGACCCUUAAAAACAGGAUUUUGGGGCUUCUUUAAUAGUUUUUUUUUUGGCGGAUUUCAUGAAAUUUCGUAAAGACAUUGUUCGAUUUUUAUUCCACAUUAAUCGUUGCAGCGUUGGCUUCAUACUCGGUUAAUGUAAGUGUUCCUGCCCUUUGUGUUUAAGUCUCUUUCAUCUGCUUCCCAGGCUGUUUAAAUGACCAGAAAAGACGCUGAAAGAGGCAAAAUCAACUCGUGUUCUUGCAGCCAGUGAAGCCUGUAACGGUGUUUUCACAGAGCAUUCAGACGGGUUCUUUGUGGGGCUAAAAGCGGCGCUGUGUGGUGUUAUGUAACAACCCUGGAGGUGGAUGACUGGGAGGAAGGGACAGAGCACAGAGCACAGGAAAAUCGAGGUUUUUCUUUAUUAGGUUUGGCAUGACACUUUCUGCUUCCCACAUGAAAUCGAGCAGGAAAUCGUCUCUGCGCUUAUCUCACAUGUCCCAGGCUCCUCUGCGUGUCAAAACAAGUCUGAAACGUAAACAAAACGCACAGCAGAGGCUCCUCUUCUUCUUCUUCUCUUCUUUUAAAACCUGCAGUUAAGGCAGUUCCCACCAUCGCAAUGAAUCACCAGUCCAAUUUGAGGUCUGAGGACGUCUCGAACAACAACUAACCAUUCUGUGUUUGGUCUCUAUGGAUACUCGGAUACAUGGACAGAUGUGAGCUCGCGCUGAUGCGUCUCCCCACAUCUGUUUUGAACAAGCGGCGGCGGUGGGAGCUGGUGUGGUUGUGUUUGCUCCGGCACAACAUUGGCGACACGCGACGUUUGAGCUGUUUUCUCGCCGCUUACGUGUUAAUUUGAGGUCACACUCACACACUGCUAGAGGAGCGUACAAAACCAGCAGAUAUUGUGGAGUUCAUAAUGGUUAAAAAAACGGUCUUCUUCUAACAAACCUUUCAAACUAUUGUUGUCGGUGUGAAAUAUGUCAGUAUGCCUGCAGGGGGGAGCUGACCUUUGACUCCUGCAGGUGAAAAGUCAGGUGGAGGGGUUUCACACGCUGCUCACUCUGGAUUUCUUAAAGCUUUACUGGAUAUUUCUUAAAUCCUCUCCCAACUUUGUCAGGAUCUUCAGGGUAGAAGAUCCAGCAGAAUAUGCCCCUUGUCCUUACAACUUCUCGCUUCCUCUAAGAGACAGACUCUCUCUUUGCGUCCUAAAGGCCCUGGGGCAGGGAAUGCCCCAGCGAUCCUUUCCCUCAUUCCCAUGUGAACAGCUGAGGGCGGGGUACCAGGCCGGGCAAAGCUGACUUCAUGCUGAUGUGUUCGUCAUUGAGUCACAGAGCGGAGAGCUCUGACAGGCGGGGGAAUCCGAGGCCGCUGACCUGUGGGACCCGACUGUUGUGUGUCUGCAGAAGGAAUGGACGGAUGGGUUUGUGACACAAAGUCAGAUGACAGGAUGGAGUGUGGGCGGGAUGUGUGUGUGUGAAAUUCCAGGAGUUCAGAACAUCAGAUAUGAUGUUUCGCUUUGUUAGGGAUGAAUUUACUGAUUAUUGUUGAGUAUUGAGUACUGAUUAUUGAGUACUGGACUGUUGAUGAAGUUAGGUGCUGUUCUGAGCAUUAUCUGUGGCUAUAGAGUUGCGUUUUGGUUGAGGUUUGUUUAUGGCUCCUCAGACUGCUGUGUAUUGCUAUCGUGCGGUCGUUACUAAAGUUGAUAUAAAUAGAGAAGCAGCGGUCGGCAACAUUCAUCUCUCGAGAGGGUGUCUAACUCGGUUUUACGGUGUGUUUGACCCUAAAUUAAUUUUACGCCAGAAUAUCCCUUUAAAACUGAGUUUAUCUGCAACGCCACAACUAUUCAGAUUAUAUUGGAAAACUCAGGACUGAUGAAGAGGACAGAGGCUGUGUAUUAUUAGUGAAUGACCUGGAAAGUACCUGACUUAUUUUGCCUCUGGACUUUAUUUUCAACCAUCUGUUUCUUUCUCUGUGGGAAAGGAUUUUAUUGCAGGAUCACAUCAACAGACUUAUGUUUUAUACACAUUUACUCAGGAGAAGUGAGAGCCAAGUAGGGCGAACUACAAACGUCAUGAAGGUACCGAUGGCCUUAAACUCAGAGGACUCAUGUUGGGUUCCAGCAUCCGGUUCAUCUGGGUUCAUGACUGUAAAAACCUUUUUGGCGGGUGGAGGAUGUUGUUUAAUGUGUUUCUGGAAGAUCUGCAUCUCCAGCUGCAUGGAGCUGGAAGGGAUUUCUUCCUCUACCGACUGUGUGGUCUUGUUGCUUCUGCUCUAUUUCAGACUGACCUCCUUCCAUCUUCAAAUCUGUGUCAGUGGUCCUUCUGUUUAGUGCUGCUCCCCACACUUUGACUGUGGAUUGCUAAUGAUGGGGGAUACUAGGCUGACAUAACUGGAAAAACAAACUUAUAGCUGAUAUUGAGCAGAUCUAUGUCACAUUUAUCUAUGUUAACAUUUUUUCUGUUCGGACAGCAUUUGGUAAAAAAAAAAACAAUUAAAAUGUGGUCUUUGGAUAGGGUUUGUGAGAUAUAGUGGGGUACAACACUAAGUAAGAUGUUAUUUGAAUUGGUAACCAUGGCAACACAGACCUAGAGGUGAGAGAUAGACUGAUUAAUCAGUUGGCCAAUUAAUUAAGCCAAUUAAGAUAAAAUUCUGCAUCAGCUUGCUCUUUUUUUCAAUUAUUUAUUUAAUUGAAAUUAACAGUGUCAAUAGCUGUUUUCAAAUCCAUUUUUUGUUCUGUUUUAUUAAUUUAUUUUUUAUUAAUAAAAAAAAAUCAAUUGUUUUUUAAAUGUUUAUUUUUUUAAUUUUUCAAAAUAUUUCUCAUUAAUUUUUAAAAUUAUUAUGAUUUUUAAUUUUUGGAUUAUUUUUUAAAAAGUUAGAUUUUUUUUUAAUGUUCAAACAUUUUUUAAAUUAAUUUUUCAAAAUUAUUAUAUUUUUUCUAUUUUUAAUUAUUUUUAAAAUGUUUGAUUUUAUAAAAAUGAAAAAUAAUUAUUAUUAUUUAAUUUUUUAAUAUAUUAUUGUUUUUUAUGAUUAUUAUUUGAAUUUUUGAUUAUUUUUUAAAUGUUCAAUUAUUAUUAUUUUUCAAAAAUCUCUUAAUUUUUAUUUUUUUGCUUCGGCUCUCUCCAGGCUGAUAUUAUCAUCAUCAUCAUCAUCAUCAUCAUCAUAUCAUCUUUUUUAUGUCCUGACAUCAUCAGCGUAUCAAAUCUAAAACUAGAUGUUCAUUAUCGGCACCCUAGUGUGUUAUCUUGAGAUAAUGACAAAAUUUUGCCCUUAAAUGUAUAAAAAUAAUGGACAAAAACAGUUAGUAAAAACUUAUCGGUAUUGACUUUUGUUUGUUCAGUAAUGAUUAAAAUAUCCUUAAUUGAUUCCCACCACAGUGUCCCUCAUAACACCCUCCUGUUGCAGCAGUAAGGUCUAAUCUAAAUAACAGCCUGUAUCCUAUAUGGCAUCAACUCACUGCCCUCUGCUUAUAUGCAUCAGAUGCAUUAAACUCAUGCUCGACUAGCGUCUCCCCCACUCCUCUGAGUUUAUUCUGCUAUUUUAAUUUUCAUCCUCGUUCCUGAUUUAAUGACCCAGAAAGCCCUGUGGCGCCGGCCCGCGGGCAUUUUCACCAUCUUGUUAAGGGGCGCUCGCUGAGCUGUAGUUAGCACAAGCGCUAACUGCACUAGCGCUGGCGGCUCCAGGUAAUGAAAGUGACAGGGAUUACAGCAGCAGGCAGUGUGUCUUAAUCAGGGAUUGGCCCACAUUCUCCUGCUCAAAUCCCUGGACGGUAAGGUGUCACACCUGGAGGCUUAGCGUCCCAAUUGGUGUCAUCCUGAUGUGAGGGGCUGCAAACAGAUCUAAUGACGCGGAGGGCAAUAUGAUUUCUUAAUCACAGCGGUGUUGCCCUCCUACUGAGGCGGCUCCGCACCAUUAGCUGAGAGAAAGCUUUCAUCUUUUAAAAAUGAGAGCAGAUGAAGAGCUUUCAGGACUCGCAGCCUCAGAGCUCAGCAGGCUCAGAGCAUGUCGGAGAAGCUGCUGGAGGGUCGAUGCGCGCGGAUCAUUACUGUAGAAAGUUAGAAUAAUGCAGUUUGAUGCAGCAGCGGUGCAGAAGAUCUUCACCCUGUGGAGCGUUUUGUUUAGUUUUCACUGGAAUUACGAUAGAGAGAGACUGCUCUAGUGAUGAAAAGAGAGGCGCAGGAUAGUAGACUGCACUAACUUGGUGGCCCCCUGAUAAACCGGGGACAUGACGCUCAUGCACCUCGUGUAGCAGAGUAUAUAUGAUUGAAGCUGCAGGGUUUCGGUGUCAUUGGAAGAUCCUCCAUCAUGCAACAAUUCAACAUUGUAAUGACUCUGCACAGUGUUGUAUUCAGUGUAAAACUGAUUUGUCAAUGAAGAUCUUGUCCGGAUGCAGAGAUGUUGUCGUCUCUAAGCCUCUUGUGUCGAUGGACGGGUCUCUCAGCGUGACUCCUGGCCGCCCCUCUCAUUUCAUUCUCAUUUCUCGGCGCCACAUCCUGAACACGGCGCUAAUCUGCUUGUGUGUCGGACAUCCUGAGUGAUGUGAAAGACCUUGAAACCAGCAGACUCACAACAGUGUGAAGAGUUUAUUAAGUCCGAUGUGAUCUAUUAGUCAAAGCGGGGCUCAUUUCCUCUUGUCUGUCUUUCAAAUCAGCCAUCCGGUGUUGCCACAGGUUGUGCCCGCUGCGCCUCAGACAUUGAAUCAGCACUAUGGCAACAUCCUGAGCCUUAAAUGAUGGAUGAGUUGACUAAAUUGGCAUUAGUAUUCCUAUCACAACCCUUGGAGAAGGAGACCAGCAAUGACUAAUGCGGAGCAGGGGUGUAAGAAAACAAGAUUAGGGCCAGCGAGUGCAGACUCACACACACACACUCCGACACUCUGAGGAGAUUUUUAACGCCGAUAACCCCCAAGCCUCUGCGUUUUUAACUUCACAGCAUGGCUGAAUAAAAUUGCACACAACUCAGCAUUUGUUUUCCCAAGCAGAUUGGAUUAUGGUCAAAGAGCGGGAACAUCUGAUCUCAAUUCUGUUUGGAUGUGGAUAUCAGGUUUCAUGUGCUGUUUGGGAAAGAAAAUCCACUUUUCUCUUGAUAUGUAAGAGAGGGGCUUCAAUUUGCUGCAGAGACAUGCCUGAUAGUCGGUUUUCUCCCAGACAGACACAUGAGAGAGAGGUUUGAACUGUGUGCACCAGCUAACAGGUUACUGGAAUCUGGCGUAUUUCGAUUGGCAUCAUCUUUACAUCCUCAACCCUUGCUGACCCUGAAUGGAGGGGGUUAAGCCUGAGCAGCAACGUGACUCUGUGAGGGCUGCUGCUGCUGCUGCUGCUGCUGCUGCUGGUGGUGGUUUCCAGUGAGAUGAGUUAUAAUUCUGAGGUCAUAUAGAUAGUCUGACUAAUGUUCCUCAUGGAUUAUCUGCACUGUAAAGCAGAACUAUGUAGGAGAAAGGGUGUCCUACUUCAGAUAAGAUAUCGAUAUUGUAGCCUUCAGUAUCGGCCGUUACCGAUAUUGAUGCGAUAUUAGCACAAAGUUGUGCAUGGCAAGUUAUGGACUCAGCUGCAACAUCUUUCUCGGACUUUAACGAAAAAUACUGCCACAAGUCUGAUAUCACUCCUACUCCUUACUACUUAAUGUUGUUGUGAUCGCGUGGGCUUUGCAUGCUGGUUCUGGGUGCUGCUAGCUAGAGAUGCUGGAGCGGAAUCUAGAACGGACUGCUUGUAUCAGCGAUUUUAGAUGCAGGCCGAUAUUUUUUUGGGGGGGCUGAUAUUGGACUUAUAUCCUAUAGCAAUAUUGUAUUAGGGACAACCCAAAUCACAGAUACUCAGUCUUUCUCUCCAUCUCUAACCAGAUCUGAUAAUUGAGCUAACAUAAAAAAUCCAGUCAUAUGAAAAAAAAAUCAAAAAUCUUACAAAUGCCACCAAAUCGGCAGCUGUAGUUUUGUUCCUCAUUUUGAGUAUUAGAUUUAAUGUAGUAUGAAGUAGUUUAGUAAUGUUGGAUUUGAUCAAAUGCAAAUAAACAAUCAGUGAUAGAGGUAUUAUAUAUCGGCUAUUGGCCGUCCUGCUCUUAUUAUUGGCAUCAGUAUCGGUCAUCCAAAAACUGAUAUCGGUCAACCAUGACUUACUAACGGUAUCUUUCCUGACCUAACCUAAGAUGUGCAAUAGUCUGUUUAAUACCUCAGUUGGAAAUAGCUUUAAUUUUUUAAGUCUUUUAACCAAUAUCAGUGUUUCAGGGCUGAUACUGAAACUGAUACUGACUAUUAGUACAUCACUCCUACUUCCUGCUACUUAAUGUUGUUGAGACCACUGCUAGCUAGAGAUGCUGGAGCGGAGUCUGGAAUGGACUGCUUUUAUUAGAAAUUUUAAAAGCAGGCUGAUACAAUCCGAUAUUCUUUUUUGGCUGAUAUCAAACCGAUAUCCCAUAUCAAUAUUGAAUCAGGACACCAAUCACGGAUACUUGGUUUUUCUCUCCAUCAGUGACCGGAUCAGAUGAUUCAGCUAAUAACAGAAGUUUGCAUUUAAAGUAUUAGAUAUUGUAUUCAGUGUCAUAGUUUAGUAAUGUUGAAUUUUAAACAACCUGUGAUAGAAGUAUUUUAUAUCGGCUAUCCUGCUCUCAUUAUUGGCAUCAGUAUCGGUCAUCCAAAAUCUGAUAUCGGUUGACUAUGACUUACUAACGUUAUCUUUCUAAGUCUUUUAACCAGUAUCAGUAUUUCAGGGCCGAUAGUGAUACUGACUAUUAUACUAAAUGACACUGAUUACAAUAGUUAGAACUACUGUGCAAUGAUUGUAAAAAUAUAAAAAACUGUCUGUCGUGUUGUUGGCUGGGCGAGAAGUCAGUCCCAGAUUCCUGGUUCGUCACUCACCUCAGGAAUGUUUCGGUCUCUGCUGGUGAAGUUUGGCAGUGAGAAGUUUUAAUGUGAUGUUUUAUACUUACCAUCGACACUGGAGCAGAAAAACACAGAUUUCAUCCAAAACGACUGACUCAGUCAACACGAGAUGAACGUUUCUCACAGUGAAAAAAAAAAAAAGAACUAUCUUAAUGAGUCAUAGUGACGGUAAAAACGCCAAACUUGAGGAUACUUGAUACUCUGUUUGAUUGUUUUUUUUUCCGUCUGUACCGACAGUUUGACAUCCAAGGUAGGACACUCAUUGGAAACCCGCCCGGUUUUCUCAGCAGAUAACAACCACGUCCCUCCCGUCUCGUGGCCGAUCUCUCAGCUGUUUUUAGCUCCGCACAUGAGGAGUUCGCCCUCCGGCACGGGGAACCAUGAGGAACCUCUUUUUCCAGUUAUCCUGCGUUUGGCUCUCGGUCUGCGACUGUGCGUGAUUUGUCAGCUGACGCACAAACAGCAGACACAAUGACCCAAUUUAGUCUCAUUCCGGAUAAAUAAAAACAAUCUAGGGCAAAUAAAAAAGGCUGGAGAGCGAGUUAUGACUAACAGAUUGUUCUGUUUUAUGUCGUGUCUCUGAAAUGUCUCCCCUGAUGACCCGGUUGCUUGGAAAUGUGCGAUCUCUGGGGGGAAAAGUGGCUCGCUAUUUCCAGGUGUGUCAACAUCAGCUUGUGCCGUGUCUUUUUCUCAAGAUCGGGCAUAAAUUUAUCUCCAGGAGUGAGGUUUCCAGCUUUAAAGAGACGUGUUUCUGCCACCUUUUGAAGGCCGAAUAAUUACACUAAUGAAGAAAGUGAGCGGAUGUGAUAACGGUUGAAAUCAUCGGGCUCCACAGGCACUUAACUCCGUCUCGGCUCCGUUUUUUGAAAUGCUGAAUCACACGUGUACAAGCAUCUGUUUUUGAUUAGUUCCAUCCCUGCCUCAUACUUCUCUUCCCCUUUUCCGUCCUCUCUGCCUUCCUCUGGGUGCGGGGGCAGGCUUCUGGUCGACACUGGGCCAGAACCGGGUCCAGGGACGGGCCAGGAAAUGCGUCAGUCCGUACGAAUAUCGAGAGCAGGUUCAGGGUAAAGGGCGAAACCCCCGGGAGACGAUGUGUGAGGAAGUUGAUGUCUCACCACAAGGUUAACCUUAGACACCCUCACAGAUCUCAAUCAUACACCUCAAUCUGAAGAUACGGGUUUAAUUUCAAAAUUUGGAUUAUCGGUAAUUUAACGAGGCCUCAGAAACGUCUCGAUCACUUUUCACGAACUUUUAGAAGGACAUUCUCUCUCCCCUCCUUUCGUUUUAUUUCACACCGUUUGAUGGACAAGAUGAGAUCCACUUUGGGAACAUUUUGUCUCCACUAAUUUGUGAUUAUUUCCAAACUUAAACGGAUAAAAUUCACUUUCAGACCCAGUUUGGUUUAUUGUCUGCGGAGUCAGGCUUUUGCGUUCCUUUCCGCUCAUGUUUUUCUCACUGUUUUCAUGGAUGUUUGUUGUGGCUCUUUCUGGAGAGUGCGGUUUGGUGAAGAGACCAAUGAGCCGUGACUAGAGUUCGUUUUUCUUACAAAACUGUAUAAUUUAGCUGUUUUCGUUCUCCGCUCUGAAUCUCUGGCAGAUCUGCCGUAGCUGUAGCUCUCCAGAGAGCCGUGUGUCAGCUAUCCCGUGCUUCACUUCAUUGUUCGGUGCACAUCAGUUGUCACAGUCGAUCCUUUUUACGUCGGAUAAUUUGUGGGUUUCACAGAGGAGAAUUAGCGAAGAAUGGCUUUUAUUGUCUUUUUCACUCUUCCCACAUUUGAGAGGUUACGCAACACAAACGACAGGCUGAUCUUUCCAGAGUCUUCUUUUUUCUCCGGUUGGUGCUUCCUCGAUGAUAAUGUCAGGGUUAGGGUAAGUGACAGAAGAGUUAGAUCAACAGUCAGGUUCGUAGACUGAUGGGAAAGAGGUCGAAGGUCAGAGGCGAGAGUUAGAGAGUGACGCCCGAAAAGGGGAAACACCUGGAAGGGAAGUGACAGGAUACGUCACCCCUCCUGUUUUCUUUGAAUAUCUCUCAGUCAGCAGUCCUGAGUAGAUGUCCACUGAUAUCUGGGGCCAAUACAGAAAAAAAUAACAGAUUAGAAAAGUUCAGACUCUCCAACACCUAACUUUCUUUGACUGUCUUGAUCAGAUGUUCAAUCAAACCAAAAACUUUUGACUCAAGGUUAGGGCUGGGCCCUCCUGAAAUUUACGACAAUAAUCAAUGUCAUUUUGCUCAUAUCGGUAUAUACUCCUACGUCAGAGUCGUGCCUCCACCCCAUCCAGUCUGUAACAAAGAGGGAAAGACAGGUGAGGAGAUGGAGGACGGAGAGAAAGUUGGAGCGGCUGAAGUAGACGAAGUUAAUGUUGGAGGGGGUGAGCAGCUUGUGGAGUAGUUAUCGUCCAUUUAUCGUUAUCGAGGUGAACUGAUCAAUAUAUCGUGAUAUUGAUUUGAGGCCAUAUCGCCCAGCCUUACCGGGGUAGACAGUUUCAAACAUCAGGUAUUGCCCCCAAUUUCAACCGCAUCAACAGCUUCAAAACGGCUGUAUCCGCCGAUCGCAGCUGAUUGUGUCAAUUUCCACCAGCUUCUUUUCAUUCCGCUGCCGAUCGCCGGACUCCACAGCUGAUUGCGAGAGUUCUAUUUUCUCCAGACGCCAGAGCAUGGUGGAUAAAUUCAGCACAGAUUAACUCGUGCUGGAAAAGAAGUCGGGCACAGACACAAAAUAAAACAUCCUGCUUCUUUUCAAAAUAAAACACCACGUGUUUCAGGAGGAUUGUAUUUUACACCACACAAACUGGCGGUGACGAACAGGUGAAAGGUUUUUAUAGACAGCAAUUCACCCCGAUAACACCAUGGAUGAGGAGAUGCUGAUUUCAGAAGUCUAGAAGUAGAUUUCCUCCUCUGGAAGGACACAAUCUACUGCUUUUAUGAUUAUGUGCCUGUUUUUAUAGAGACAACUUGUUAUGGCGCGAUUGCACCUGAAUCCGCGGGUUUCUUGUGAAUUCUCAUGAUCACAACUGUUCGUAAUCCGCCAUGACAUUCGUCUCACCAACGGAUACGGUAGGAAUUGGCAGAUGGCUUAAAUUGCUGCUGUUCCAGAUUGGACCCGUUCUGAACGCAGUGAAAAUUAGGGUUAGUCUCAUGAACUUAUAUUAUUAAGUAUCAGCUGCUGAAAAUUUACCAGCUUUAUAAGGUUCGAUUCACCAUCAUCAGAUUAAGUGGAGCCAAUUUAACGGUGAUGAAGAGACACGUCACGGCGGCUCCUUAUUAGUCAGCGUUUGGGAAAAUUUCUGGAAAAUUCAGGAUUUGUCCGGUCCAUGUGUGAGAGGGUCUCUGAAUCUGUUCUCUGAGGCAGCUGCAUUAAUUUUGGACUGAAUGUAAAACGACAGACGUCCACCUCAGGUUUCCAUGUUUCCAUGCUGUUUAGAGAGAAAAGGAUGCAUCAGCAUAAUUCACGUCGAAGCUGCUCUGUGGUUCGAGUUGUUGUUUCUGCGCGCAAACGUCUCUCAAGCUUUCAGACAGGAAGGAGCUGAAUGCUUCACACGUCUGGUAUGCCUUUCUAGUGCGAGCCAAGCUGCAUGUUUAGCCCACAAAAAUGCCGGGAAGACUCCCAGCUCAGCCCCACCGCCGCUGGACACAUCACGCCUGUGUUUGUGCGGGGAUUUUCACUCAGAGACUUCGGCUAUUUCAACAAAAUGUCAGAGUGUAACAAUGUAGGAUCGGCGCUCUUUUCUGCACCCCGGAAAGGAGCACCACGUCUGUGGGCUUUAUUGUCCUCCUCCCUUCAAUGGGACAUUGUCCAGGCCGGUUCUCACAGCCCGGGCCUCCUCUGGAUCCUCUUCUGUCUGUGUGCAGAAUAUCUACAUUCAUGUUUUUGUCUGUUGCAGUCAUCUCAGACCACCCUGAGUUAACGUAAACCUGCACCGCCAGCUGAGACCUCUCAGAUCCUGACCUCUCUUCUUCUCCUAUAUACUCUACAUCAACAUCGCUCCACUCCCCACCCGCUUGUGACGUCUACCACAUCCAUUUCUAUCCUAUUUAAUAACAAGCGCACAAGUUGAGUCUGUCCAUUCAUGUCUGCUUCCUUUUGUGACGGAGCACAGGAAGCCGGUCUCCGCGUCGGACUGAGGUGUGGUUUAAAUGCCGCCGUUGUUGCGCUGAAAGGGUUAAUCUAUGUCACAUUUCCUCUGACAUGAAGUCUUUGUUGGCUCCCAGUCUGAAGUGCCAUUUCCCCGUGGGCUGUGGUGGCCUAAUUGCGCGAUCCCCCCCAACCCCACUAACACCACAAAUAGCUGAUGGGGGGAUGGCUGGAGCUGGCAUUCGAUUAUGCAUGGUGGCUACACCCAGCUGGUUAGUCAGAAAGCCUAAUUGGAAAUGAUAUUAUAGACCUUCUCCCGCUUGUGCGCCAAAUUUGUCAACUGCGUUUCCUCAGAGACGUCUUAGUCCUAAUUUUUAAACCUGAAAACAAGCGUUAUUAUCUGGAGUUGUUGUCUGGGCUCCGUCCAAAGACAGCAGAGGGAGAGCCAAACUGAAGUGGUCCAGACGGAAAUAUUUUAAAAGCAUUUUUUAAAGACGUUCAUGAUCCCCAGAGGGUGACUCUGUCUGACUCUUCACCCAGCACCACCAUGAAAUCAGUAUGUGUAUUUUCAGUUAAAUGUAGAACUAAUUGACACAGAAUUUGGUGAAGAUUUUCAUUCUAAAACCGUACCGACUGUAUUUGAGUUUUACUGGAUUUGGGCUGAUGUAGGCUACAAAAAACCUGUUCAGUGUAGCGUAGACGACUGGUCUAAAAUCAGGCUACCACAGGUCUAAAAAUGAAAGAUUUUUAGACAUCUAAAUUUAGACCAAGUCUAAAUCGGGGCUAUAUCUAUACUACACUGUUUAUUGCUCAACGGAUAUUGUACUCAGAGAUCAGUUAUUCAACUCACAGUAGCUUUUUGUAAUAAAUAGCUAUUGAAUAAUGGGUUAAAGUUUAACAUCUUAAUUCCGUCUAAAAAUAUACAGAAUCUAGACGGUUGAAAUCAAGUCUAAAAAAGAAAAAAACUAGAUUUCUAAUAGCCGUCUAUUUCUCAAUGAGCAGAGCAUCUUCGCAGCCGACAACUUCGAUUCAAGCUGUCCUGCCACCAACUGUCAGCAUCACAGUGUCAAACAACAUGUUUCCAGCAAACAUCACCAAGAAUAUUAGCUUGAAUAAGUUUUACUUUUGGGUAUUUUUUAGCGCCUGACCGAUAUGUAUUUUUUGGGGCCGAUGCCGAUUAUUCUUAUUUUUAGCUCAAAUGCACAAGCAACAAAUUAGAUUUAACAUAAUUUUCAACACUAACCGAAACGAUUGACUACGAGUAAGUAAGUCAGAAGUAUUUAUGGUUUAGUCUAUGAAGAACUAAGUCCCUACUGCUUUUGUUUCUUUACUUCUCCAUGCAGGUCUCUUUGGACAGAGUAGUAAAGUUCAGAGUUAUAUAUGAAAAGUUGUGCUUUAGCGUUUCAAAAUACACUGAUAAUACACUUUUUUCAAUAUCAAUACAGCCUUACAUGAAGCUAGAUGGGAAUAGAUGCGCAUCAAGAGCCAGUACAUGACCUGGGUAAGCGAAUAGAUAUUACCUACAAGUGUCUACCUUCAACAGACCCAGACUCUGUUCAUGAUUGUGGAUCUACACUGACGAUACCCACCCUGGAACAUGGCUCCUAAUCCCCCCAACUACAUAAUAUCCAGUUUACUUCUAAGUACAGUCUGUUGUUGAGCUUAUUACCAUCUAUAUCUGUUAAAAACACUUGAAAAUCACCAUAUGUUUACUAUCUUAAUAAUAAUAUAGAAAAUCGAUCAACAUCUGAGGUGAUUAAUCAGAGUAAAAGUGCUUAUUUUCUUUCAUUUUAGCUCCGUAUAUGUUUCUAAAUUGACGUCACCAUGGUUACAAGAUGUUGAGGUGGUCUUUUUUCACAGUUUCCUGAUAUUCGGUGAACCCAAAAAGUGACAGAGCGAUCAUAAAGAGUAAUGAAAUGAGAUUUAAAGGCACCUUGUUCGAUAAUUACACAUCUGCAGUUUGCCGCCUCCAGAAUCUGCGGAUUCGAUUCUGCUUUGGAGGAUAAAUUCAGUGUGGUUUCUUCUUUUCCACACCGUUCAUGUCUGUUUAAGUCUCUGGAGCUCUGCGGUCGGAGCUCUAUUAGCCGCUGAUACAUCUCCAGUCUGUUCUGAACGCUGAAACCGCAGCGCGAGUGAUGACACUCGGUCCAGACGAAGACCUUAAACUACUGUGUCUAAUGACAUCAAAACACUCUUAGACCAAUCCAACCAGAGCUUCACUGAGUACAGCGUGUCUCUGCGUAAAGUUAAUAUAUGCUUAGCAGUACGUCGCUCCCCUCCUGAACUUCCUGUUCAGAGUUUUGUUCUUGGAAGCUGAGCAGGAAUGCAGCUGAGAGAGGAAACAAUGAGCAGGAAUACUUCCAGCAAGGAGCGUCCUGCCUGCCGGCCUGCCUGACUGCGUGGCCUUGACUUGUUUUGGGGUCAGCGGUGAAGUCAUUCUGGAAAUCCCAUAAACAACAACUCCCACUUUGAUACCAUCGACAGGAAGAAACAACAAUCCUGCUUUCACUCUCGCUGCUGAAAUGGAUAAAACAUCAGCGUAAAGAGAAAAAAGAGAGAGAGAGAGAGAGAGGGAGAGAGAGAGAGAGAGAGAGAGAGAGAGAGAGAGAGAGAGAGAGAGAGAGAGAGAGAGAGAGAGACCACUGCGGGUGUGAUGCAACCGUCAGUAACUCCACUUGACCCAAAAUCACAUUCAUGUGCUGUUUUUGUUCUUGAGCAACUGUUCUAGGCGGCGAAGGCGAGCGGUCUGAACUUUGUUGUCUCUGUUUCUGUUUUGGUACAAAAAAAAAUGAACUUUUUAGUUUAAGAUCUGAUUAAAAUGAGAAAUUAGAAAAUUACAGCUACUUUGCAUAAAGUUAGAUAAAUCUGAGGUGGAUCAGAAAAACAGCAAAUGACCAAGUUUUAAGUUUUAUAUAUUAUUUUACAGCCUCAUGAACUCAAUGAACCCAAAACGCAUGAAAAGCAAAAAAACAGACAUUGACUCUUAGCCAAUUCAUGCUAAUGUUUCACAUGUUUGCACAUCGGUAAAAAGCUGGAGGAUAGUGUUUGGUAUCGUUCCCUUUCCCUUUCCCUCUUUGUUACAGACUGGAUGGGGUGGAGUCACGUCUCUGAUGUAGGACAGCGUCUUAAAGGGACAUGAGACCAUAGUCUACCGACACACAUCCAAAACCAACUUUUGAUUAUUUAUUUUUUUGACACUGUACAUACUGACAUGGGCAAAAUGACGUUGGUUAUUGUCAUAAAUUUCGGUAUUGGUAAAUUUUUGAUUUAUCGCCCAGCCCGAGUAAUAAAAAAAAAAAAGAAUAAAAAAAAAAAAAUAAUAAUAAUAAUAAUACAUUUUAUUUUUAUAGCACUUUUACCGGAGCUCAAAGACACUUUACAAAAACAAAACAAAAAUACAAUGAGGCAAAGAUUAAUAGUAACAAGCUACAAAUAAGGUAAAAUCGAAUAAAGAGAAUAAAAGAAUACAAGUGGGAGGGGCAAAUGUGAGGGGUGGGAUAAUGGUGAGUCGGGUGGGGUCAGGCAGUAAAAGCGAGUGUGAAAAGGUGGGUUUUGAGGGCAGAUUUGAAGCUGAUGAGGUCCGGGCAUUUACAGAUGUGUUUAGGGAGGACGUUCCAGGGUCCCCCAGGGUACGGUGCUUGAUUUUGGCUGGGGGUGAGAGGAGGUUUGCGUUGGCUGGAGGGGCCGCUUCAGGGUGUGGCGGACAAUGAGGUCAGACAGGUCGUGAAGGGACUUAAAGGUGAGGAGGAGGAUCUUGACUUGAAUUCGGUGGGCAACAGGAAUCCAGUGGAGUUGACGGAGGACGGAGGUGAUGUGGUCGUAUGGGCGGGCAGUUCUGAAUGUGUUGAAGUUUGUUGAGGGUGGUGGAGCGGAGACCGUAGAAGAGGCUGUUGCAGUAGUCCAGUCUGGUGGUGAUGAAAGCGUGUAUGAAGAUUUCAUGUAUUAAGGUUUUGGCAGCAGAUGGGGAGAGAAAAGGGGUAAUGUAUGUAAUGUUGUGUAUCAAUAAAGCAUAAAUAUUGGAUAGAGGAGUUUAAAGUUGUUUGUUUCAAAACCAGUAGCUGCAGGGAUCAUGAGAUUAUUUGAUCAAACGUGGCUGAAUCAUUUGAUCAACACUUUAAAAGAUGCUUUAUGCGAAGUUUCAAGAAGAAAAUCAACGUCCACUCGAGUGUGAGGGGAUUUUUUUUCUACUUCUAAGAGUGAAUCUACUUCUAAACACUUCUAUUAAGACGGUCUUCAUUAUUGAAACCUUUCCAGCGUCUGACUGAAGAAUGAAAGACGAUAUUGUGCAGAAGACGUCUGUUCCACAGCUGACCUGUAGUUAAAGCUUUGAAAUAUUAGUGGAAAGGCUGACACAGGAAAGAAAAACCGUCACAGAGCCCACUCAGACGUAGCAGGAGAAGAACUCUCUGCCGCAUUACGGGGGCAUUUUUGGUUUCAUAUAAUUGUGGCGUCUCUGGCGUGCGCUUUGACUGGUGUCUGUCCACGUUUCUGAUUCCAGCAGAAAGAGUUCUGCUUUAAUAUUCAGCUAAUAACUUCUCGUACCCUUAAAUCAAUCUGUCUGAGUGGAAGCUAAAUAUAGACGAUCCAGACGUUUCGCCGUUUGUCUGCUUCACAAAUCCCACCGCCAGACGAGUUAUUAACGGAAACAAUUCGUGUUAUUUUUGACAAUAAAGAAAAUGAGUGGAAGUCUUCAAUGAGGAAAAGCACCAGCGCCUGUCAGAGAGUCAGACUGAAGGUUUCUUUAUCAGGGCUUUUAAUUUGAAGGGGCAGGAGUCCAAAAAGAGCGGGAAAUGCCACUCCAGCUGUUCCAGUUGGUCAGCAUCCCUCUCUUUCGCUCUUGACAGGUUUCUCUGUGUCCCUGAAGCGAAUAAAAGUCCGGGCUGCUGGAGUAUCUGUCGUUUGUUGAGGGGCUGAGGGCAGCUGCUGACUCCCAAGGGGCCGGGUCGCUCUUACAGGGUCACUGAGGGGUCAGGAAUCAGGAUUUGGCAGCCAGGGUCUCCUGUAAAUGUUUGUGGAAGAGUUGAAGAGGUUUGUUUGAUAGUGUAUGAUCUGAAUGUCUCUAAAUCUGUCUCUGUGGGUCAGUCUGACUCUUCGGUUUUUAUCUAAGAGAGUUUUCAAACUAUUAAAGGACAUUUAGGACAUUUUGUAAAGAUAUUAUAUGAAAUAAUUGUCCAGACUUUGAUAGUUUUUGAACUUUUCUUUGAGUGCUAGCUUAAAGGUGGAGUAGGCAGGAAUCCAUUAAAGAAGCAUCUUUUCUUGUGGUGUUUAUACAAAAAAGCUUUUAAUAUCAGUCAAUAGUUAUUAGUUAUUAAUGACAUUUGGAAAUAUAACGAUAUCUCUGUGUUUUGUUAAGUCUGUGUAGUCAACAUUUUAACAUUUUUUGGAGCAGUCCUCUCUUUCUGACUGUAAACAAAGCCGUUCUCCACCUCCCCCAACAUGAUUGGUUGUGAGGUGUACGCUACUGUCCCUCGUGACGUUCAAGAACCCAAACAAAGUUAGCGUGCUACAAUAUCAGACAGUAGAAACCAACCAGAAAGUUCGGAAAAUUGUUUGAAUCCUCAUUUGGCCACGACUGCCGACACAAGCAAGAAAACAAAGUAAAUACCGGAGACUCUGGAGGAAUAACGGGCGCUUAAAACGGAGGUAGACCGGACAAGAGCUAAAAAGCCGGGUCAACAUAAACGAUAAAACGAUAGGGGACGUGUCGGGAUCUUGGUGACCCUGUAACUUUCUGCUGGACAGGUAAACCGCUUUAACAAAGUAAGACAAGUGUCUGUAACAGAAGUGUUUCUUGUCAAACGGGACCUGCUUCGUGUUGUAACGCUGGAUCGGUGUCAGAUAUCAGUCAAGUUAAUUUGUCAAUAUCGGAGCCGAUAUCUGAUCCAAAUAUCGGAUUGGUGCAUCCCUACUGAACACUAACUAGCAUGCAAAGCAACAUAAAAGUGAUCUCUGCAUAAAAAAGUCUUCAAACUAGGAAAUCUGGAGCUGCUGCAACAAGAAAACAGAAAAUCGUUUCAGACUCAUAGUGUCCAGUUUUCUGCGUACUUGUUCUUCUUGAAAAAAUCGUAUAUGCCCAUGUGGUUGGUUGUAAACCAGGAGCUUAGCCUGGUUAUAAAUCAGUCCAGUAGCAGAAAACUCAGAAGUCAUAAUGUUGCCUGUGAAGGUUCUCAACUUCAGUUUUCCUGCUGUUAUUGGUGGAAGCUGUUCCCUAAAUGAAGACAAAACCUUUCGACUGUGGAGUCAGAGUGGUGUAGAAAGAAACCCUGAAUCGGACUUGUUCCUGGACGAAUCAACCGGCAGCCUUGGCAGGAGUUUCUGCUGGGCUCAGCUUGGCUGGAAAAGUCCUGUUUGAUUUGAUUUGAAUGUUUCUGCAGAAAAAUGUCUCUCUCUGUUCCUGAACACUUUCAGAGGAUGGGAUUCAUCUGCUCCGAUUCAAAUAGAAAUGUUAUCCUCGGCUCGGGGGACUGCCUGCCUGGCUGGACUGUUGGUCACUGAACGGAGCCAGAACUAAUGUCUCUCGCCGAGGGAAGGUCUGAAAAUAUGAACACGUGUUGUUCCGGGUCCAGGAAGACACUCAGCCGGAUACAGCAGGAGCAUUUGUCAGGAUAUUUGAUUAUAUCGAAAAGCUCCGUUCAGGACAGAGAUAGGCAUCAAUGUGUGACUGACUGUACAUGAAGACAAAUGCACUUUGUUUUCAUUGGAGCGUUUUCCUCUUAAAGGCACAUUCCACCAAUUUUCUGCACUAAGAUCAGUUCCCCUGUCACAAAGAGCGCCACUCAGCUUCUGCAAACAGCCGGAUAACGUUGUUUGAUGCUUUCCAGGGUGUUUUUUAGAAGUCUGGUGACACUCAUGAUGUUGUCGCGGUUGAUUACAGAUGAACCGAAAACCAGGGAUGGACAUCCGGAACUGGAAUCUCUUUGAUUAGAAUCUGUUAAACACAUGCAAGUUUCACAUAAGACAGAUUUGUUGUAGUGAUGGGAGGAUCAGUUCUUUUGACUGUACUGAAUCUCUAGAAUCCGUUCAUUUAAAUGAUUCAUUUAAAAGAUUCGUUCACCUCAUCAGUUAGCGCUUUGAGCCCCGUCCUGACACACAGCGGCGCUGAUUGGGUUCACUGGGUGACAAAUUUCGUACAUUCGCCAAGUCGUGAAGGAAGAAUCACUCCCCUGCCAUGAAAAACUCACCUCUCUGUGUGUCACCAACGUUCACAUCGUGAGUACACUUGCUAAACAAGCGCGAGUCGUCGUUCUUUUAUGUCGCGGAAAAGUGGCGAGAUUAAAAAUAAACAUCGCAGCUGUAGCGAGGAUUCUGAUACUUUUAAAGAUAUUUAAUAGCGUAGUGAACCGCUGCUCGGCAGUUUAUGAACAACGCUACACUCCUCCCUCCUCUGCCCAUCUCAAGUCGUUUGGAAGUCAAUCAUUUCGUUCGCAGUCUGACUGAUCAGUUUCACUCCCGAUCAGCACAACACGCUCGCCACUGAACUCAACUGAACUGAGAAAGGAACGAAUCAGGUCUUUGAGUGAUUCCAUUAACGUCAGUCACUCAUUAGUUCCGUUCUUUUGAACGAAACGCUCAUGAAUGACACAACACUAAUUUGCAGCAAAGCUUCAGUCUGUUGAUUCAUGGCUUUAAAAUGCUUUUACAUGACCGUUUUAGAUCAAUAAUGAAGUCGUUGAUCGAUACCCUACAUCUUUAGUGUCAAACCUGCUCUGUGUAGUGAUGGGUGUCGAUCAAAUUAACAAUGACCCUGAUCACAAAAGAGUCAAGUCCACUACCUGUGAUUUUUUUGACUCUUACUCCUUUUAAAAUUGAUGAUGUUGUGAGAAAACUGCAAAGUUUGAUGUGUUGAUGAUUGUUGUUGAGUUGAGUUGCUGAUAUAUCAGACAAAUAUUGUGGCCCUGGUUGUCUUUGUCAGACAUGAGAUAUUGUUAUGGCUUCAGUUCAGCUCAGUGGUUAUAUCUAACGUCAAAUUAAUAAAGACUACGGUCCUGAAAGUCGGUUUAACUCCCACCCUUUUCCUUUUCCCUCAUCAUCCUGACUCUCACUUCUCUGUUUUUGACUCCCUCCACCAAUAAAAGCAUCAAAAAAACCCAAAAUAAUAAUUCAAAUAUCAUUAAAGUGUCAUUUUGGCUUCAGCAAACAUAAAUUUAAUGCCUUUCCUCCUUAAAAUAGUUUCAUUUUUUGUCUUUAGUCAAUUCCUUUUGGUUUUCCUGUGUAGUUGAAAUGUUUAGAGAAGUUUAAGCGUCUUUUAAAAAGUUGAUAAUUGUAGGGUAGAAACUGCGAGUGUGUAAUUUCUGGUCGUAUAUAAAGAUAUUUAACACGGGCAUCAGUCAGUCAGUUUUUGCCUUUAUUAAAACUCUUCGGUAAGGCUUUUAUUAAAAGCUUGAAUUAUGUUUUCACACGGCUUCUGUUUGGAACAAACACCAAAUGUGUUUUUCGGUGCAGGCCUCAGACGGAUCAUUCCCUCAGGAUUUACGCACUGUGGUCUGCAGUUCACAGAGAAGUAGCACACGGCUAAAACCAAAUCUGAGAGGAGGGAGGAAGGGUUGGCAGAGGUGUGGCAGGGAGGAGGAGGAGGAGGAGGAGGUGUGUGGAGCAGACAGGCAAAAGUUCACUCAAAGUUGGCAGACUGGUCAUCUGAGGUGGAGCCAUGAAAACCUGUCGCCAGACUAGAUAUCUCCCUGAGUGAGAGAAAACAUCAGGAGUGUUGAUUUUGGAGGGUCUGUGUGCAGCCAGGAGAGAAGUCAGACUGAGCUUUUCCUUUUUCCUGCAGCUCUAGACUCUUAUUACUAUCCUCUCACCAACUUACAUACAGAUACAGAAGUGUCCAAAACAACAACUAACAUAAAAUCACAGAGAAGUACAAGUCUGUCGUGUUACGCUGAAAAUAACUGCAGACUGAACCAGUGAAAUGUGACUAAAAAGUGUUUAUUUAUCUAUUUUAAGACACUCGAUUGAAUCUAAUUUGCAUUGAUGAAGCUUCUCUCUGCUUGCAAAAUCAAAACUGUGUAGAAUUAGUUUAUUAUAACAGCAGCUUUAUCCUGUUUCACGCCUCUUUGUGGAUUCUGAGCGUUUAUCUGUCUUUUUUAGCAGAAAUAGCCUUAGUCCUGCUCCUCGAUCCUGCGCUCCGGUCUUUGUCCUUGUCAGUGAUUUAUGGAUGUUGUUGUGAUGGAGCGGUCACAUAUGUCCUUCUGCUAAAAUAGACCUAGUGUUUUUUAUUCCGGCUUUUCCACAAGGACAUCGACGGUCAGGUGGCAGUCAGAGCAGUCACUGUCGAUUUAUGUCACCGCUUCGCCGAGAGCCCUGAGGACAGAGAGGUUUGGAUUUCAUCCUGGCAGAUUUAGAUGGUACAACAUCGGACACACACUCCCCACAGACGGAGUAGGUUGUAUUUUUUGUCAGAUUAGAAGAAAUCAAAAGUUAUAAUAAAAAAUAAGCAUUUAAAUAAAUAACUUAAAUAAUCAGUUACAGAGAGGCUUUACAGUCCAUAAACUCUUUAAACAGUAACGCGACAGUGAAACUUCAAAGGUCCUGUCCUCUCUUGAACCGAACACCAGACGAUGCCUUCACAGACCCUCAGAGAUCAGACACAUGAGGCCCCACUUUGAGGAAAUAGUUUUUUAGGGAGUGUUGGUGGUCUCCGUAUUGAGUCCACAGAAUGAGUGGGUGGGCCGGGAGAGGAAUGGGAGUGAGGGGUGGUCUGUUGUUGCCGUGGAAAUGGGGCUUGGUGAACGGCUUUCUCUCAGCUGUUGGAGAUACAUUCAAAUAUUUGGCAGCUGAAGGAGAGAGGGGAGGGGGUGAUAUUACACUAGUGGAAGAGCGAACAGAGCAGAGGAGACAAUGAGGUUAAAUACAAUACAGUCUGAUGCAUAAUGAUAUUAUAAUACAUGCAGAAAGGAUGAUAGGACUAGAUAUUCAUGUGAUUUGAUUCAUUUGAAAGUAAAAGAUAUGAUAGUCUUCGAUAUAGUUGGAUAUCAUCCACUACUACUUUUCAAAUCUGAUAUUGACAUGAUAUAUUGAGGAUUGAUUAUGAUAGGAUUUGAUACAGUAUGAUACAAUGCAAAGCACUGUGAGCAAUGUGGUGCGAUAGGAUACACAACAAGAUGAUACGACAGGAUACACAAAUAUAUGACAUGAUGCAAAAAGGUCUGAAAUGUUACAACAGGACAUGAUACAAAUUGAUACAAUAUAAUAUAAGAUAAAAAAUACGAUACAAUGGGAUAUAAUGUGUGAUGGGAUACAAUGUGAUACAAUUAGAUACGAUAGAAUGUGAUUUAAAUAUAUGAUACAAUAUGUCAGGAUACAAUAUGAUGCGAUAUGAUAUGAUAGGAUAGAUUUGUUCCGAAAUGUUACAAUAUGAUACGCUACGAUACGAUGAGAUUCAAAUGAUACAUGAUGAUACAAUAUGAUAUGUCAGGAUAUGAUAUGAUUUGAUAGGACACAAUAUGUCACAAAAUAUUAUAUGUUACGAUAUGCUGCGCUAUGAUGUGAUUCAAAUGAUACGUGAUGAUACAAUAUUUUAGAUACAAUAUGAUAUGAUAUGAUAUGUCAGGAUAUGAUAUGAAAGUUAUGAAAAUGUUGUGAAUUGUUAAGGUAUGAUUUGGUAUGAUUCGCUAUGAUAGGUCAUGAUUUAAAUGAUACGCUAUGAUACAAGAUGUCAGGAUAUGAUAUGAUACAUUAUGAUAUGAUAUGAUGUGAUACGAAAUGUUACAGUAUGUUAUGAUAUGCUAUGCUACGAUACGAUACAGUUCGAUACAACCUUUAAUGAAACUAAGAAGCAUUUUGUAAUCUCAUUACAGAGGGAUUUUUGAAUAGCGGUUUUAAAGAUGCCAGCAGGUGGGGAAAAAGGGGCCUUUGAAGAUCUUUAGAAAGACACAAGAUUGUGGAGUUUAUUUAGGCUUAAAUAUGUAUGGCUACAGUGUCCUAUAACAUGUCUGACUAAAAGACUCUCAUCAGACGGCUGUAGCUUGAAAAAAUGUUGCUGCUCGAUUUGUCACCAACACAUAGAAUAUAGAUCACAGUAUACCAGUCCUCAGAUCCCUCCACUCUUGAAGCACUGAAUCGUCUUUUGCCAAAAUACCCAUCAGAUCUGCUAGUUUAUUACGAGACAGCCAGACCCCCCGGGUUCUUUGGACGAGAACGAGGCAGCUUUCAGUCUCUAUAUGCUCCUGAGGUUUUCUCAGCUCUCUUAAAACAGGUCUUCUUUAUGUAUGGAUGAUACCUUGUAUAUUUAUAGACAUCCCCUGAUGUGAGCACCUGUCCUGAGACAUUCCCGUUAACCCUGUGAUGGAUACCAAACGUACACAUCCACAGACGUGGGGCCUGCAGCGUCUGUAUAAUUGAGGCAUAAAUGAGUAAUUAUAGCUGCAGCAGACAUGUCACUUCUGGGAAGCCAUUAGUGCAGAUGUGUGUUGUUGAAGAGGGUUUGAGGUUAAUGCAGUGACAGCGGCGCAGUCUGGUGCAGAAAUGUGAGCGCUGUUUAUAGAGCGGCUGAAAGCAAGCCUGUUUAAUAAGAAUGAGGAGGAACACAUCUAAGCUUUCAAGUGGAAACGAAAGCCCGGGCUUAUGAAACAAUAGUCAGGGCUCCGAACACAUGUCGAGCAGGGUAUUACUGCAGACAUCUGAACUCCCAGUGCACCUUAAAUGCAUUAGGAUUGUGUUACCGCGGAUUAUGGCGAAUUGUAAUUUUUAGAUUGUUAGCAUGGCGAUGUGAACGUGACGCCGACUGGAUGAAGGUGAAACAUUCUUGAAAGGGCAGAAGGUCAAAAAUGGUAAAAUUGGCUGUUUAUGAUGUGAGUAGGUCAUGUUAAGCCCCGCCCCUCAGCUCCUGUUGUGAUCCUUGUUUACAAUCACAACAACUUUUAAUCUUCCAAUCUUAACUCCAGUUAAUUUUUAUUCCAAAAGUAAGAUGAUACAAAAAGAUUCAAUUCUUCUUCGAUUUUUUGGAUGCCGAUUUGAUUCAAAAUGCGAUUCUAGGAUAUUGUCAAUUUUUAGUCUACAUUUUUAACUCCAGUGAAACAGUUGGAUGAUUACGAUUGUCUUAUUGAAACAUAUUUCCCCAAAAAAAUACACACCACAUGCAAGUCAGUUUUUAAGGUUUAUUCUUAAAUUUGAAAAUAAAAUAAAAAACAAUUUUUGACCCCAAAAAAUAAUCAAUUUAAACAUUGUAAAACAAAAACAUGUGAUAAGUAUGUGAAUCAACUUUUUCUCCCACCUCUACUCAUAAGUUUGUUUAAAUUAGAGUAAAACCACCUGAAUAUAAAAGUAAGUCUGCAUGAGGAGCAGGUCUCCUUUCACGGAGGCUGCCAUCUUGCACCCUUGUGUUUCUACAGAAGCACAGAAUGGACAAACUAGUUAGAACUUAAUGCAUUUUUCCAUUUGAUAGAAAGCUCUGGGCCCAUGUGUCAAAAACAGCCUCAAAAACCUCUGGGUUGUUUUUGAUCAAGCCAUGUCCUGAGAAAUAUCUCUAAAGUAAGGAGAAUGUUGUUGAAACCAGAUCUUGAAUUGAUCAUUCAUGCGGUUAUCUCAUCCCGUAUUGAUUACUGUAAUUCUCUCUUCAUCUGUUUUAAUAAGGCGGCAAUAAAGAGGCUCCAGUUUGUCCAAAACUCAGCCGCCAGACUUCUGACAGACACGCCCAUAUCUGCUCACAUCACCCCUGUCUUAUCGCAUCUUCAUUGGCUACUGGUCAAUUUCCAUAUUAAUUUUAAAAUUUUAGUUCUGACUUUCCAGGUGCUGCAUGGUCAUGGUUGUAUUUGUGUAUGUAUAUGGACUUAUCUUUUUUGUACUGUUUUAUGUUUAUCUAAUUGCACUUAUUUUAUCUGUGAAAAGCGCUCUAUAAAUAGGCUUUACUUACCUUUAAACUGCAGUUGCAAGAUGAGCAUCUACAACUCAUACGUCCCCCUAAAAAUCUUAAUUUAAAGGAAUAAAUGAUAGAAAAUUCAUCUCCUGCAUAUGAGCAAUGCUUUUUCUCACUGUGCCUGAGUUGUACUGUUUGAAUGGAGGCCAGGCUUUGCUGUCCCUGCAGUCACACCGUUCAUUCAUGGAGCUCAAGCCAGUGAUCAGCUGCUCUCUGAUUAACCGGUGCCAGUUUAGAGGAGAAAAAUAAAGCUUAUUUUGCACUCAGGAGUGAUGUGUUGUCACUAUUGCACAUGCAGGCAUUAGGUUAGGAUGUUGAGCGCAUAGUUGGCGAAAGCUAAAACCAAAAAGAGUGCCAUUCUCUUUGUAUAGGCACAGGAGAAAUGACAUUUUUCUCUGUUGAUGGCAAAAGACAUAGAAUCGAGAUUCACCAAAUUCAUCCAAAGCUUGACCUGCUGAAAGUCGUACGAGGAGGUAAAAGAUAUUUCAGAGUUAUGAGUGCGUCCACAGGGUUGGACUGUUUUUAAGUUCCUGCAUUGCAAAGCCAGCGGUGCCUCUUUGACCCUGCAUGAGCUCAUGUUAUGGUCCAGAAGAGAGGGGGGCAGGGCAGGGCAGUGCAGAGCUGCUGGGUGGGGGCAUUAGGAGCCACAUAGCUAAGAAUAACUUGUGCCUCUGCUCAGUGUAGCUGUAGGGGACACACUGAGAGAGCCCACCCCCACCAUCAGCCAUUCAACCCUGCGGUCCGGCCUCAAUCAGGACGCUAAAGCAAUCAAUAUCCCAACAAAAUGAAGCUUUUUUUUCUCCAGACGGGGGAGAGGUUUUGUCACAAUGGGCCCCUCAGACAGACAAGUCCGCCCCGUCUCCAACCCCUAUGGUUCCCCUCCUCCACUCAAACGCCCCUGUCCUCUCUGUAGCCUCCAAGUUUCUCCCUUUUGAGUUCGAACUCAAAGACGAGAUAAAAGAGUGAUAUCAAACGGAGCUCUGGUUUCUGAGGAUCACUUGAAGCUUGCAUGUCGUCUGCUCUACAGCUGUUCUCAUUUGUAUGCUGGCAGAGCGACACGACUGCAUCUGUCGCCGGCUAAUUCAACCUCCCUGGCGGGUUCAGCCGGCGCGCCUCAGCUGGUUGGAGUUUUAGGGGUCACUACCUGGGAUCCCUCUCCUUUGGGUCCCACCUUCUGUUCCUAAAAAACAGGCCGCCAUGCCGCCCCGCCCUCUUACUCACUCACUCCCUCACAACAGCCAAGCGUUUCCUCGUAAUCAUUAGGGCCGCCACCUUCCAUCAUGUGAGCCGGUUUAUUUUUGCGGUGGCUCCUGGUGUAAAGAAAAAACAGGGGUGUUAAUCGACUGUGGGCCCUCCUUCAGGACGCCCCGUCAGCAUGUCAUCAGCCAGAAAACCACCAGCGCUGCAGCAACCUCAGCACAAUCUGCGUGUUUAUUAUGUUUUUACACCGCUCUGUUCUUAGUCAGAUAAACGAUCCCAGACUAAUCCUGCACACAAACAGGCGCAAGAACCUCAGUUUGCCCAGACGGGGGUUUAAACUUAUUGUGUCGUUACUAAGCAGCUUUAAGCCAAACCUAGACUCUGAUCCUGAUGAAGCACACAGGAGCUGCGUUUCCUCAUCUCUUACUCUGAAUACCAGAAUUUAAGAAGUGAAUAUUCACCUGAGAGAUGACCAGACUAAUGAAAUCAAAUCAGCAGAAAUAAACAGGACUAUAUGAGGUGAAGAGGUCAGUUUUGGGGUCAACAGGUCUUUCUCAACAUACCUUAUAUCUGCCAGAUCCGUCCAGUCAUACGGUGGCUGAGAACUCGCCGUCGUCUUCUGUGCCUAGAUAGUAAAACACCGGUGCAUCGUCAUUGUUAGACCCCGGCAGCUCACUUCUGUUGACUCUCCAGACUUCAGCUCUUCUGUGGAUUUCGUCUUUUCUGUAUUUUUCGUCUUUUCGGUAUUUUUCGUGUUUUCUGUAUUCUUCGUCUUUUUCAUCUUUUUUGUAUUUUUCAUCCCUUUUGUACUUUUUGUCUUUCUGAAUUUUUCAUCUUUUUUAUCUUUUUUGUAUUUUUCGUCUCUUCUGUAUUUUUCGUCUUUUCUCAAUUUUUUGUCUUUUUGUAUUUUUCGUCUUUUUUGUAUUUUUUCCAUCUUUGCUGUUUUUUCAUCUGUCGUGUAUUUUUUUAUUUGCAUCCUUUUAUUUUUGCAGUAAGUUUUUUUUUUUUUUGCAAUGCUUCUUUUUUUGCGUCCUUUACUUCCGUUGUGGCUUUUUAAAAUUUUUUAUCUGCAACGUUACUUUUUUUAUUUGCAGCAGACUUAACUUUUGUAUUUUUUGCAUCGGUAACUUCUGUAGUGGCUUUUUUUUUUUUGUUUUGCAUCCUUUUGUUUUUGCAGCAGCAGUGGCAGUUCUCGGCCACCGUACAGUCAGAUUGAUGCAGUGUGUGAUGUUUGCAGAAAUGUAAACAGACGGAGGCAUGCAGAGGAGCUAGCAAAAAAAGUUACGACACUGAAAAAACAUCAUGUGCAUGAAUCAAACAUCUUUAAUUGGUCGUUUAAACCAUUUAUAAAGAACCCAUUUGAAUGCAUCUAUGUGAGUUUAUAUCUAUCCCCGUUUUAAAGUGCUCCCUCUCUCUCUCUCUCUCUCUCUCUCUCUCUGUUUAACUGCGGUUUAAUGAUCUCCUGAUGAGCUCCUAACAGUGUGUGAACGCUCACCUCCCGUCACAGUAGCCGCUCCGUGACUCAUGUUGUUAUUAUCCACUGAGUCCUCCCCCCUUCUCCCCGCUCCCUCGUGGUGUGAAUAAGGGUCAGCUCCGGAGGAGACCUCUGCGGCCCACUUAGGAGGUGGUUGCCGUGGCGACAGGCCCGGGGCAACAUGCGUAUCCAUUAUAGGAGUCAUGUGCAGUGAGACCGGGGCGGAGAGCGGGGUUACACAGCCCUGGAGGGUCUUCAGAGGGAGCAGCUGUCCCAUGAGGCCGAGUUUGUGCACAUCUGGAGCAGCUGGCCCGGCUGUCACUUCAGAUGAGACUGAUACUGAGCAGAAUCUCCAGAGCAGAACUUUAUCACUGAUAUAAUGUGGUGUCAGAGUGAAGUUUUACUACAACAUGAGUCGAUUUUCAUUUGAGAACCACAACAGCUAGGAUUUAUUCCACAACUGUGCGAUAGUGAUGUCUCAGUGCAUGACUUUUUAUCGUCUUAUUACGAUGUGAGGCAUUUGGGUUGUCAACGAAUACUCAAAUAUAUAUUCGAAUAUUUUAAAAAAAACGAGAUUUGAAUGUGAAAACUAAUAUUUGAAUAUUAAAUAAACGAAACACAACGCCAAAAAAAAAGGUAAAAAGAUCCAGCAGCUGCUUAGUGAGUGAGCGCACAGUAACGGCAGGUCAGGGACAGGUCACAGGAGCUGCUCCUGCAGUGAGAGUCGACAAAAACCGUCCGUGAAACAUGCAGAGAGAGAUGGUGGGGUGUUCGGAGCCAAACUCGGAGAGAGUGGUCUAGACUCCAACGAACUUCAGAAGCUCCGUUUAGAAAUUCUGGAAUUUGGGCUGACAUGGUAGAUGGACAAAAUGCUGAGCGAGAUGAAGUUAUAUGCAAGCUAGAUAUUUGAAUAUGUUUGAAGCUAUGAGUUAUUUUUCGAACGGAUAUUCAACGUUAUUUUGGAGCGAUUUUUAAAGCUCUAUAAGGCAUAAGAGGCUAACACACAUCCGCAGCUCCAAAUACAUGGAGCUGUUCUGCCCUGUUUGCUCCGCAGGUAAUGACAUCCCUGUUGGUAAAAAUGUCACUCUGCAAACUGGCGAAAUGAAAAGUUUCAAGGUUGUAAAGUCAGUUAAAAAAGUUUAAAAAACGCUUAAAAAAGUUGGCUUUUAACUCUCCUAUAGUUUGCUUUAUAAGUCAGUGUUAAUCUUGUUAAUAAAAAUCAUGAUUUUCACACAAGUUACGCAGAUUUCAACAAUUAACGCCAAGUUUUGAUCGGCUUAGUAGACAUAUUUUAAAAGAAUGACUAACAAGGCUGGACUGCAUUUGAGUAUUUUUAUUGUUUAUUGUUUAUUAGGAUCCCCAUUAGCUUUUGUCAAGACAAAGCUAGUCCUCCUGGGGUCCAACACAGAAAAUAAAACAUCACAUAAACAUUCAUCCAUGAUUAUACAAUCCCUCAUCUACAAAACAAUCAAAUAAAAAUAGGAAAAAAGGGUGUUACAUGGAAAUAACAGAAGGAACUGAUUUAAAAUAAGACAGGAUCAUAUACAAUACAUGAGUACAGACUUAAUCUCAUCAAGUGUUUCAAGUUCUUCCUGAAAAAGUAAAGUAAAGGGUUAAAACAUGCAAAGUUACAGGUAUACCAUUUAAUUAAAAGUGUGUUAAAGACGACUGUUUUAUGUCUCAUUUAACUAAAAGUUUCUCAGCAGCUGUAGUCACAAAAUAAGGUUGCAGAAAACAAGUGUUAGGAUGUGCUCUAUAUAAAUAAAGAGUUAUAAUUUCACUGAAAAUGUGAGGAGAAAGGACCGUCUCAGAAAGCGAGAGCGUGCUCAGCUCUGUCUGCAUCGUAUCAUAAAAAGAGCAGUUGGAGGAAUGACAUCAGCGGUGAAAACUGCUCACAGAGGGAUUAUCCCGGGGUGUGGCUGGUUGGCUGAAGGCGGUUCAGGAGGAGAUCAGUUAAGGUUACAAUAACACGCGUCCAUAUGUGGAGUAAUAUGGUAUUGAUUAUUUAAGCUGUGUGUUUAAUUUUGCAUGGGACUUAGCUUUUUGACGGAUAUUUCCUCUCUGGAGGAUUUACCUCCUCCGCUACACUUUCUUCAGAUCCUGAGAGGAGAAGAGAGGGGAUGGUGAGAGGGAAAAGAUGUGGGGGAGGAAAGGAGGAAGAGGAGGAGGAGGAGAACACGUGCCAUCCUUUGUCCCCUGCAGCUCAGGCCAAGCAGGCUAAUCUACCCGAGGCCAGAGAGGAAAAGAUGAGACACAGAUACAAGUUUUAUAUCCUGCCAGCUGUGGCCGAUAUAUGCCACAGAUACUCUCAUCAUCACAGAGCCGCUCUGUGUUUGUCGCUCUGUGAGAGACCAGAUCUGCUGCUGCUCUGGGUUCGACAGUUUAGAAAAAUACCCACCUUGUUUUUGUCGAGAGGAAAAAGAUGGGUGCAUGCAGGAUUUAUCCCCUGGUGACAGUUCUGGUAUAAAUAAACCCAGCAGCCGCUCGGAUGUUUGAAUGUGGACCAAAUUUUCGCGAUGGCCAACUGACCGAUAUUUCCAUCCCUAGAGCCACAAUGCUGCUGCUGCUGCUAAAAACAGGGAAUGAUUCAGACAGGAAGAGCCGAGGAGAAGAAUUAGACUUCUAUGAAGGCACAGGGUCCCACUGAGCAGCAAUAAGGAGUUUAAUAAAGACCUGUAUCCUCAAUUUUCAAAGACCCUGAUUGGAUUAAAUUAACCAUAUCUAUGUUCGAAUGAAUGUAACGUGUUUGUUACGUGUUUGUUUUCUUCGAUUUGGUUGAUGUCUCCUUAAGGGGAUAUACUGGCGUAAAAUUGAGUUAGGGUCAAACACACCAUAACACCAAGUUAGACACCCCCUCGAGAGAUGAAUGUUGCCGACCGCUUGCUUCUCUAGUUAUACCAACUUUAUGUAGCACUAGCUACCAAACAUCUUUUUAACUUUGCCUAAUUUCUUUACCAAAGAGACUUAACGCAACUCACCUACUCUCUUCCAGCAGCUGCUUGUUUGUAGCGAAAACCAUAGGCCAGUCCAUUACGGACUACAGCGGGGUGACGCAGCUCAAGGAAGAACAUUUAUGAUCAUGACUUGACCCUGACUUAAUUUUAUGCCGGAAUAUCCCUUUAAUUCAGCUCCUUGUGAGUUUAAACUCUCAUGUUUCAUAUAUAUAAAGUUACACCCAGUCUAGACCACCUCAGGAAGUGGUUCCCAUGAUCUAAUUGCGGUGCUUUUACUCAUUUUGCAUCAUCUACCAGGAUUGAUCUCCCAAGAUGCUGAACCAGAGCGUGGAGAAGCUGGUGGCGUUGGUGUCAUCAGGAUCUUCGUUCUGCAGUUUUUCGCCUCUGGGUGUAAAUCACACCUCUCUCAGUGGUGCCUUCGGGUGUGGCGUUUGCGGUGCUGGUGUUGACACUCGGUAGUGGGAUUGGGGUUUGGGAUCUCCUCCGACAGCCAUGUUCCCCUCACUGUGUCUGUCACUUCGUUAUGACAGAGCCGAACUGCUCCCAGGACGGCGUCUCGCUCACUUAAACGUCUCGCUGUGUCGCUGAAAGAUGUCGAUGUUUCGCUCUGCAGAAAUCCGUCUGUCACUUACAGAUUUAUGGAGCGGUCCCGGAGCUUUCUGGGAGCGUGGGAAAUCAGGAGCAGAUUGGAGAACGGCUGUUUUCCAACAAGAUAAACGACCUUAAUGCAUUUUUUUUUUUUCAGUAACAAGUUGCCACACUUAUUGACGACUUCUCUUUCCUGUUGUGUUUCAGGGCGAACAUCGACGAGGUGGAGAAUGACGUCGUGGAGAUUGAGGCAAAACUAGACAAGGUGAGACACGUGACAGACACGCACUUCUUCUUUUUUUACACAUCAAGUUAUUUCCAGAAGCAGAAAUGAUUCGCCCGCUUCUCUCCGAAGGAAACGAAACUUUCAUGUCGCUCCUCAAACGUGGACAUCAAAGCUGAUGUCUGUAUCAUCUCUCAAAGCUCUGCUCCUUCCUCGCUCGCCACAUGUUGUGUAGAAAUAACCACUUCAAGAGGAGGGCAGGCGGCAGAUGUUACGCAGAAUUUCCAUCAGCUUAUAAUCAAACCAGCUCAGCAAAACCAAAUCAGUCCACGUCUCACAGAUGAUUUAACAACCAUCCUGUUCUCUCUUGAUUUUAGGACUUUCACUCUGAGGCUUUCUUCUCUUGUUUUGUCCUUAAAACUGAAUUUGAUUUAUUUAUUUAUUUAGAUUUACAUUUAGAGUCAUCUUUGUGUCUCGUGUCCAAAUUAGUCAUUUGUUUUCCGGCCAUGCCAGCUCACGCUGUCGGUACACGCUUGUCGUCUCGCUCCACAAGCUGUCAGCUGAGCUCAGGCCAAGUAUCAUCUGUUUUCUGUCUGCUGAGUAUAAACUAAAUGGAAACCAUGCCCAUCGGCUGCAACUCUCUGCCAGCCUGCUUUUAUAAAGCUCGCUGGAAGGUUAAAGGCCGGCCGUGACAUCUCUGAGAAAUACUCAAGAAAUACUUUAAAUUGUGGAGCGGUUUAUUCCCAGAAUUCAAAUUUGCUUUUAUUGAAAAUAAAACAUUGAUAGUUUUAUAGUUUCCACCAUCAGAGGACCUUAACUCGUGCAUUCAGAUAAUAGUUACUGCUUCUCUGCACAAUAUUGCACUUUUUUCACUUUAAUGAGAGAUGCAGUCGUUUUCAAUACAUUUUCAAUCAUGCAGAGACAAAGUUUAAUGACAGACAGAGAGUUUGCAUGACUAGAGAUACUAGUCACACUCGCCCUGCACUGAUGAGAGGAGAGAGAGAGUGCUCUGUUGUUGGAAAGGUUUUCAAUGACUUUGCACAACCAAGAGUAAAAGGUUGCAGGUUCAUGUUGUGCAGAGAUGAUACUCACAAAAAUCCAGAAGGGAUGAUGGAUGGAUGACGUUAAUGGAUUAAGAUGUGAAGAAGAAAAUACAGUAACGGUUGGCAUAAAUACAGAACAUUAAAUAUGCAGUUUAAAUGAACGCGGUUGAAAAUAUGAAAUAGAAAUAUAAAGAAAUAGAAAUAUAGACAUAGAAAAUAUGAAGACCAGGUUCGUGAAUCUGCCUCAAGCUGAAAACAUGCAGGAUCUGUAUUGAGCUCAUUCCGUCAGCGCCGCGCAUUUGCUUCGCCGUGCAGCGCUGUCUUUCGCAUACAGGAUGCGUAUUCAGACCGUAGCAGCAGCGUAGUGCAGCCGGGGUCAGCUGGUCUCAGUAUAGAGGAAACAUCAUGCUCACAACAGGUUGUUUUUCCUUCCUGUGGUCUAUUUCCUGCUAAUAUGGAUAUAAUUCAGAGACCAUUGAGCCUCUACUGUAUGUGAAAAAACAUGUUUUUCACAGUUUCGGUUUUUGCAGGUUUACUCGUGUUAAAUAAAGUAAACUAUGUUCCUUUAUGCUCUGCUGUUACCUUCAGACGACCUUCCCUGUGUGGAUUGACGCGUAUUGGAAGCGUAGAGCAGCAAAAAUAGACCCUGCACGUAUUUUUAACAGAGCCGCGAUUGAUACGCUUCUGAUACAGAGCUGCGACAGAGCUGCUGCGUGAUACGUGGCGCUGACGAUACGUGCUCAAUACAGAUCCUGUAUGUUUUAGUCUUCAAACUCUUACGAUGUUUCUUUUGCACAAACUUUGGAAAAAGUCAGAGGAAGACGUUGGCAAAUAAGACCUUCAUUUAAGUUUGUGUUUAGACCAGUUUAAAGAAGCAGAGAAUCAUAUCUAUGUGUGCGUUUUUCAACUUUUGAAUCGUAGUAUAAAAUGAAGUAUGCUGUCUUUUACAUCUCUCUAUUUCCCAUGCCUCCUCCUGUGUUGGAUCACUGAACCUUCAGGCUUAACUCGGAGCCUACUUUUCCAAAACCAGCAGCCGGAGUUGGACUAGUCCACCAUGUUCACUUUCCAGGUCUUGAAUUCGCAAAUCUUGAAUUGAUUUAGAGGCAAUUUCAGGUUGUAUUUCAGUUCUGGGAAACAGACUUGGACCAGUUUUUUGCCGUAGUAACAUUGGAUUAAAACUGAGGAAUGCUGGUAUGUUGUUCUCCACAUUCUGUCACAGCAUAUCUUAUUGCAGCGGACAUUAAACACAGCCCGCUCAUUUCCCUCCGCUGCUCUUUUCCAGCAUCAUAAAAUGCUCUGUAGCGCAUUAUCCCAAAGUGCUAACGCUGCUAACCUCCUCUGAUGGCACUCGGUCAGUAAUGUUUCCCAGGCCUGUUGAACAAUUCAGUCGAGGUUGGCUGAAACGUGACGUGGCAGCGGUGAAAGAUUUGGACUCGUUGAAAACAUUAGACUGCAUCACAGCAGCUUUAAAACCUCCAGUUUCCUUGUAAUGAGGCGGCCAGAUGCUGCGCCUGUAAUGCUUGUGUCACUGCUCCAUCUGCUCUUCAUGACACUGAGUAACGGUGAGAGCCAGGAUUAGUCAGGAAAGCUGGUUUGACUUGACUGCCAUCAGGGCUGGAAAGUGGAAACCUCCGGUAAGGUUCAUACUCCAGGCAGAGGAAACACAUUUUCAGAGUGUGCAGGAAUAUUCAGCUCUGAAUCGAACCGUUAUCUCUCAGCAGUUUCUUUGUUUUGUUUUUGACCUCUCACACUUUUUUAACUUUUUUUUCAUAUGUUUUCAAUACUUGUACUGGUUGUUUACAAUCUAACCUAGUUUGAAGGUGAAUAAUGAAGUCAUUGAUCCCAGAAAUAAACUUUCAGUGUGCUAUUUAAAGUGACAAAACCAUUUCAAAAUAAAAGUAAUGCCAGUUAAAAUUUCUCCAGUAACAUAUAAUCAGACUUUAUAAUGUUUGUAGUUUGUAUAGGACACAAAAUGUAGACUGUAACAGGAGUUUUACUGAACAGUACACUUCAGUUACAGGUACAAUAUAAUGCAGUGUGAUAUUGUGGUACAGUAUGAUACAAUGCAGUGUGACACGACAUGAUGUGAUACAAUAAAAAACUGUAUGUUACAAUUCAAUAAAGUGCGAUUUAGUAUGGUAUAAUAUUAUAAAAAAUAGUCCAGUUUGAUACAGUGCCUUAUGAUGAUGAUAACCAAUAUGAUAGGAUUUGAUUUGAUUUGAUAUGACAUGACACGUGACGAUACCAUAUAACAGGAUAUGAUACAAUAUGACUGGACAUAAUACAACACGAUAUGACACAACACAAUACGUCAUAACACAAUAUGAUAUAACUGGAUAUGAUACGAUAUGACACAAUUCGAUUUAUGUCAUGAUACAAUAUGACAUGACACGAUAUGACUUGAUAUGUCAUGAUAUGACGCAAUAUGGUACAAUAUGAUACAAAAUGACACAAUACAACUGAUUGGACACAAUGUAAUGCAUUACAAUAGGACAUGAUAUGAUACGAUAUGAUAUGAUAAGGCACAAUAUGACACGAAACAAUACAAUAUGACACAAUAUGACAAGAAACAAUACAAUAUGAUACAAUACGAUAUGACACAAUAUGAUGCAUUACAAUAUGACAUGAUAUGAUACGAUAUGAUAUGAUAAGGCACAUUAUGAAACGAAACAAUACAGUAUGACACGAUGCGAUAUGACACAAUAUGACACAAUAUGAUACGAUAUGAUAUGACACAAUAUGACAAGAAACAAUAUGACACGAUACGAUACAGUAUGACACAAUUUGAUACAAUAUGACACUAUACAAUAUGACGCAACAUGGCAUGUUACAUACAAUAUGACACAUAAUGAUGCGUAUAACACAACACAACUGAUUGGACACAAUACAACAUGAUACAACAUGACAUUACACGUCACGAUAUGACACAAUACGAUACGAUGCUGCACUAUAAUGUCCUUUUGUGAGAAAUCUUGCUUAAUGGUGCACGUCCUCAGCUGCCCUCAUUAAUAUUCACACAUUUAUUUCUCUUUUUUUUUGUAUUACCCUUACUUGUUACACCUCUAGUUCUGACAGAAUCCUUUCUCCUAGUCAUUGUCUGCAUAAUCUCGUACUCGGAGACUGAAAUAUCUUCCAAAUCUCUUUGUAUGAUUGCCACAGCCUCUUGUUUUCCAGUUUCCAACUUUCUGAUCCACUUUCUAAUUGUUUUCUUUCAACAUGUGAUGAAACGACUGUAAACCAGAUCGUUCUGAGGUGUCACUAAAGAUUUCCUAAUCCAAUCCAGCAGGGUUAAAAAAGGAAGCUUUAAUUCCCAAAAUAGUCGAGUUCAAACAACACUAACAAGAAAAAGCUGGUGAGCAGCUGGUGGGAAGCUUUUCCCCCGGAGAAAGGAUGCUUAAAAGUAGAAAAACAUGCUCGAAAAGACAGAGAGUUAUUUUCCCACCACACAGAAGUAAAAACUAAACAAUACCGCCUUUAUCAGAUAUAUCAUGUGCACUGCAGCAUGUCAGCAUGUUCACAGCGUAUACACACAGUACACACUGGCUGAGAUCCAAGUAACUCUGAAAGAAACCCACACAUGCUGAAUCAUCAGGGUCUGUUAUCCUGGGGAGCUUUAAGCCUUUCUAGCAUCCCAAUGUGUGUCAGUCGCUACGGUAACAGCGGGGGGGGGAACAUAUGGACGACACCUGAGAAUGUGGCUACAUCUAUAUGUUACUACAAGCGAUAACUCGACAACAAACACCCAGCUGUUAGACACACACGCUUCACGGUUUUUGAGUUUUAUAUACGUGGGAAAACUAAAGUUUGACUGUCGUGACCGGGCACAUGGUGAGAGGCCAUCAAAGCUGUGUAGCAUUUAAGAUUUGAAUUCCCCAGAUGUCACUUUAGAAAAUGCAAAAUGUGUGACCACUUGUGAAAACCGAAGACAUAUUCAUUUAACAUCGCUGUAAGCUAAUUCCCACCGCUUUUGAUCAUGUGUUUAUUUUCUUCACUUUAACAUGUGUUCCUGUGUUUGUGCGCUCUUUGUUCUCACUCUUGUUUUGAAGCACAUUUCUUUGUUGCCUUUUCUUGCUUAUUCAGUCGGUGUUUUCUAAAUGUGAAAAAAACUCCUCAUGGGAGCAUAAAGGGAUAUUCCGGCGUAAAAUUAAUUUAGGGUCAAACAUGCCGUAAUACCAAGUUAGACACUCGAGAGAUGAAUGCCGCUGACCACUUACUUCUCUAGUUUUACCAACUUAAGUAAUGACACGAUAGCAGUACACAGAGGUCUGAGGAGCCAUAAACAAACCUCAACCAAAACGCCACUCUAUAGCCACAAAUAAUGCUCAGAACAGCGCCUAACUUCAUCAACAGGACAAAUAGGGUCCCAUAGCACUAACCACCAAACAUCUUUUUAGCUUUGCUUAAUUUCUUAAGCAAAGACACUAAACACAACUCACCUACUCUCUUCCAGCAGCCGCUUGUUUGUAGCGAGACCUCGGGCCAGUCCAUUACGGACUACAGUGGAGUUUCACAGCUCAAGGAGGAACAUUUAUGAUCAUUUCUUUAUCAUUUCCUUGCCUUAGUGUCUUGGUCUGAUUGCAUUUCCAUGAAGAAAUGAUCAUAAUUAAUUCAUUAUAUCCCUUUAAGCUCCUAUGAGGAGUUUUUUUCACAUUUAGAAAACACCGAAAUUCAUAACGGUCUUUUUAUGACAAACAAAAUCAAAUGAAACCACUAUUUUUUACACUUUCCUUAUAAUGUUUUAGCAUUAAAUAAAUUUGACUGUCAGAAGUCAGCAGGAUGAGGUUGUUGUUGGUGACAAUGCCUACUUUGUCCACAGGGGGCGCCAAACUUGACACAAACUGAUAGUUCCUCACUGUAGCUUUAACUUCAGAUUAAACUUUUUAUUUAAUAUCUUUUUCAUGAUUGUUUUACCAUAAAUUUGAUUUGAACAGACUUUGACAUUCAAAGCUUUAAUAUGUUCAGACACAUUUAACUCGUGUCUUUAAAUUCCCACAUGCUGCUCGACCCAAACCCCCUAAUUUGCGUCUGUAAAGAUGACAGAAGAGCCUCGUUGAAAAAUAGCAGCUUCACUGACAUUAAUGUAAUGUUUGUGGUGAAAUCGAUACCCUCAUUAAUCGCCGUCUGGAUGCGUCUCUCUGUCUUCUCUCUCCACAGCUGGUGAAGCUAUGCAGCGGGAUGAUAGAAGCCGGGAAGGCGUACGUCAGCGCCAACAAGCUCUUCGUCAACGGCAUCAGAGAUCUGUCUCAGCAGUGCAAGAAGGACGAGAUGAUCUCGGUGAGGGACAAACCGUUCAAUCUAACCACUUUUAACUAAGGUUAGAGUAAGCGGACAUACAGUAGGUGUGUUUUUGUGGACCUGGUCUGUAAACGAGGAUCUGGAAACUCACUCUUGGCUCUCAGAAGCAGCAUCUCUGACUGUUUUCACUGCUGCUGACAUUGAGCACUAUUAAAAGCUUUCUUGGCUUCAGCAGUUUAACUAAUUGUGUGUUUCUAAUAAAGUCUCGUUCAUUUUUGUAGUUUCCAUUGUAAAAAAAAAGACAGAAAGAAUAGGAUUAGGGCCUGCAAUUAAAGUUGCUUUUCCAGCUCAAAGUCCAGGGGAAAGAAUCUGUUAUUGGACUGAGCGGCACCUCGGUGACAUAAUCGGCUUUGACUGUGUUUGAACAUUGUGGAUAAUUUCAUUUUCUCCCAUUCAGAACUCAAAUAAUUACCGGGUUAGUGUUCGACCACUUCGACUGGCCUGCUUUACUCUCACAGACAAAUAUAGCCGUGGUUUUGGAUGAAGAUUUUAUGAAAGUCCAGGCGAGGAAUAAUGUUUGGAAAGGUUUCUGCAGAUCCGUCAAAAAUCUUGAAUUAGAGUUUUAAAAUUCGAGUAUAAAGCGGCUGAAAAAGUCUUAAUUCUUAAAGCGAGACGUGUCGAAAAGUGAGCGACACUGUUUGCCAGUUCAUGCGACAAAUCCUGGCAUUUAUCACACCCUCACUCGCAAAACGUGAGGGGAAGAAAUUUGGCUCUGCAGGAAAAAGUUGGCAGAGGCGCCAAAUGAUUAUGAAGCAACUUGGAAGAUAAUCAAAACAGCUUUUAAACUUGGCACACGUGGUCAAAUUUGUAACGCCGUGCGGAUUUCUGAUUCUGAAUGAUGUGAAUUCGUCUUUGUUUCAGUCUUUGACUCUCAUUUUUGAAAUUUUUCACGCUGAAACUCUUUCAUGAUGUCCUUUUUUUUCCAGGAGUGUCUGGAAAAGUGCGGCGAAAGCCUUCAGGAAAUCAUCAACUACCACAUGGUAAGUGUUUCAGACUGUCCUCGUGUGCCCCUCGCUCGGCAGAGUGAGACAGAGUGAUAUCAUCCUGGGGUUAGAUGAAACAUUAAAGUGGCGUUUAAAGGCCUCAUGAGGAUCUGCACUCCCUUUAGAACAAUGAAGGGGUCAAACUGAGCCGUGUCUGAACUGAUCCUCAGUAGACCCUUAAAGCACACAUGAUUUCAUCUGUCUGUCCAUCGCUGUGUUACUGUAACUGUCAGUCAGAGCAGCAUCACCUCUCAGGAGGACUCUCAGAGGACAGAAGUGGAAACAAGGAUAAAACUGAAACUGUCUUUGCAGGAGUAAGAGAUAAGGAGCGCUGCACUGACUUAGGAUAAAGUUAGGAUGGUGUUGUUAUGCUUUUAAGUCAUUAAGACAUAAGCAUUGAUAUAACACAAUCACUUCAGCUUUAUUUCUAGUUAAUUAUAGUUUUUAUAAGCAUUGUAGACAAACACAGUGUUUGCAGGACUUCUACAACAAGGAUAAAGUGACAUAGUCCAGGACCCGAGGUCAACAGUUUAGUGAUGGCGCUACAACACGCUACAGCAGGUCCGUUUGACAAGAAACACUUCUGUUACAGACACUUGUCUUACUUUGUUAAAGCGGUUUACCUGUCCAGCAGAAAGGUUACAGGGUCACCAAGAUCCCCAAGCGUCCCCCAUCGUUUAUGUUGACCCGGCUUUUUAGCUCUUGUCCGUUCUACCUCCGUUUUAAGCGCCCGUUAUUCCUCCAGAGUCUCCGGUAUUUACUUCAAUUUAUUGCUUGUGUUUUCCGAACUUUCAUGUUGGUUUCUACUGUCCGAUAUUGUUGCUCGCUAACUUUGUUUGGGCUCGGGAUCGUAAAUCGAGGACGUGGAGUGUGCCUCACAGUACGAGGAAGCAGCGUCCACCUCACAACCAAUCAGGUUGGGGGAGACGGGGAACGGCUUUGUUUACAGUUAGAAAGAGCGGGCCACUCAAAAAAUUUAAAAUGUUGACUACACAGAUAUAAGAGAACACAGUGAUAUCGUUAUAUUACCAAAUGUCAUCAAUAACUAAAAGCUAUUGACUGAUAAAGAUGCGUCUUUAACAGAUCCCUGCCUACCCCACCUUUAAAUGUAUUAACUGUUAUCGAGAGACCCUUCCUCAGGUGUUUGAAAUACUCUGAAGAGAACUACAACCCUGAAUACCAGUAAAACAGCUCUUUAUUCAUCAGUGUUUUUCCUCUCCCAUUAAACCCCGGGCCGUUUCCCCUCUCCUGACUCCCCCCUUGACCCCCAUCCUGGCCCUCAGAGACCCUUUAAAGCCCAUUAGCUUGAACCUGAUGCGUGCUUAAUGAUGCCGUAACAUGCAGAGCAUGUGUGUCCGUCACAUUCCCUCCUGAAGCUGCAACAAAGAUGUGUCUCACACACACACACAACCACACACACACACAUACACACACACACACACACACACACACACACACACACACACACACACAACCACAUACACACACAUUCAUUAGAGUCUAUAGGCAGAGUGGGGUCAGCGGUACAAAUGGAGGGUUAAUGGUCAGGGUGGCUCAUCCAGCCGUGGAUUAGCUUUAGCCUUUGGACAGUACUAACCUUGACAUGUCACAGUGUGUUAACAUAUGGACAAGUGAUAUAUGUGUGUGUGUGUGUGUGUGUGUCUGUGUACAGUAUGUAUACAAUCGCCUCCUCUGGGCUGAUGUACAGUAUGUGUUUGUGGAUCAACGUGGCGCCCCAUAUAGACAAACACGACACACUUAACUGUCAACCACAAUCUCAUGAAAUGACUGUAAACGUACAUGAUACUGCAAAAAGACAGUUAAUAUGGUAUUAAAGGCCCGUGAUCACAUGACCUCCUCCUGUAUAUGUAUAUUAAAAUGAUCCUGAGGUAAAAUCACACAGAUAGUUAUGACCCAAAUCUGCCCGUUCCUGGUUUACGGAGCUUUACGAUGAUUUAAUUUUCCUGUCAGCAGCUUAAUUUCUCUAUCAUGGAUUAAAUCAGCUUUACAUCAAACACAGCAGCGGCGUGAUAAUAGGUCAGGAUUGUGUUUAAAAGGUGCAGUUCCAUGAGUGUCCACUUGAGGCAGAGUAUAAGGACAAAAGGAACAACUGCAAACAGCUAAAACGACUUUUUUAAACUUUUACUUCUGAUGAGUGUUGAAAGAAAUGAAACUCCGAGCUCUUGAGGAUCAUCGUGGAAAAAUCUGUCGUAUAAAAGUUGUGAAAAUCUGAUGACUCUCCUUUCUCGGAGUCUGCAGAGGAAAAUGUUGUGCAGAGUUGUUUUAUAUGGCACCGUCCUCCUUUUGUCUCUGCAGACUCUUUGUUUUCAUAUCAGAGUUCUGGCUGCUCCAGGAUUUUAUGCUUCCUCUCCCUCCAAACCUUCCCAGUCCCCGUCUUCAGAGCUCCAUUAUUCUGUCAGUGCUCCCCGUCUGUCGGACUGACAGAUUCUCUGUUUGUCAGGUUCAAUAUGUCACAUGUUCGAGACCGUAUAAGAGAGUGAGGUCUGGCUUCAGACCAGCUGGCCUCUUCCUCUGAGAGCUCAGCUGGGUUUUCAGCCCCCUUGUUUUCCCCCUCAAUGCAUUAGAGCCAAGACUGCGAGUGGACACGAGUUUGAUUGGCUCUCAAAGGUCUUCCUUGUGACAUUCAAACCCGAGAUGUGACGAGAUGUGAGACUGAAGCGAUGAGAGAAAAUCCCCGGAGAAGAGGGAUAGUUUUAUUUGAACGAUAUGACCUUAAACCCAGCGAGACGAGCCCGAAGAUUCGCUCAUAUGAAACACUUUCAGACGACUUCGUUUCUUGUUGACAUCUUUUACUUGUCGGUGUUUAAAUCAGAGAGGACAUCAUGUGCAUUAAAAUGUGCAGCGCUCCUGCAGCUCAGGGACCCCAGCAGCGCUCCGAUGAAUAAGAAAUGAUGAUGGUUAUAUCGGCGACUUGUGACGGACGUCCCUCUGGGUGCAUACUCUGCUGUACAGCUGCCACUGCGUUUACCCUGCAGCUCAGCAGACGCUCAAGAUUAAGAAAUGAGACUGAAGGAGUGGGACUGUGUGAGCGCUGUACGGUGAGCAGGGAUGGUACCAAAGCAGCAAAACACACUCGAGUUAGAAAUUAGAGCUGAGCGAUACGGCCUCAAAUCAAUAUCACGAUACAUCGAACAGUUCACCUCGAUGGGUGUUUUCACCAUUUUGGAUUCGCCCAACCUACUGCAGACCGGCUGAAGACAGGAAGUUUGAAUAUUUAUUUUUAUUCUGAGCGUUUCAACGUAUUACCCUCUUGUGCUGAUAUCAGUAUAUUUUCACCCUGCUGAGCUGCGUCGUCUCUCGCCGAUUCGUCGAUUUUUGGUUGAAAAUUCCAGGGUUUUCGUCAACCAAGAAUUACAGCCCUACUGGGCUCCCAAUAGCCAUUGAAUAAUAGUUAUUUUAGACCCUAGAGUGUCAGAUUGAUGGCUCUUACCCAAAAGGGGGCGGGGCUAUGACUUAAUGGCAAAGUCCCCUGAUGGAUUAAACUUGUCUUUAAGUAUCUUACUUCAAGAUUCGUCAACGUAGUUGUUUUCUUCCGCUUCAUCUGGGUCCGGGUCGCGGGGGCAGCAGCUUCAGGUUGGAAGCAGAGACGGCCCUCACCUCAGCCACUUCCACCAGCUCCUCUGGGGGGAUUCCCAAGCGCUCCCAGGCCAGGCGAGAGAUAAAAUCCCUCCACCUGGUCCUGCCAUGAGGUCUCCUCCCGGUGGAACAUGUCUGGAACACCUCUAACGGGAGGCGUCCAGAAGGCAUCCUAACCAGAUGCCUGAUUCCUCUCGUCGUGGAGGAGCAGCGGUUCUACUCUGAGCGCCUCCUGAGUGUCCGAGCUCCUUACCCUAUCUCUAAGGCUGAGCCCGGACACCCUGCGAAGGAAACUCAUUUCGGCCGCUUGUAUCUGCGAUCUUGUUCUUCCGGUCAUUACCCAAAGUUCAUGACCAUAGGUGAGGAUCGGCACGUAGAUCGACUGGUAAAUCAAGAGUCUCGCCUUACAGCUCAGCUCUUUCUUCACCACGACUGAUCGGUUAAGCGUCGCUUCACUGCUGACCUACCCUAUCCUACCCUCACUCAUGAACAAGAUCCCGAGAUACUUGAACUCCUACACUUGAGGCAGGACCGCCCCUCCGACCUGGAGAAGGCAAUCUACCUUUUUCCGACUGAGGAAAACUUCAAGAUUCUUACAUAUAAAAUUUAGUUUGUGCGUUUUGCAGCCAGUUUUACUCAUGAAAAUCGAUCAGCUCCUUAUAGUUUGAGUUUUUUGGAGUCAAACCUUCAUGCCUGAGCAAUCGCACUAAAACAGCCUCCUAAAAUUCUUGUGUGAUCCCCAAAAACAGCUCACCAUAUCAGUUCAUGUCUCUUGAUUCUCUUGUGUCGGUACGGGCCUGAAAAGUCUUGUAUCAGUCAGCUCGACAAACAUAAACACAGACGACGGCUCCACAUGUGUGCGAGCAGAGACGUGGAUAUGAACUCAGACAAGCCAACACUCCCGUCCAAGAAAAGUAUAAAAGAGUCUUGGCCCCCGAUUCCCUCCAUUUCCUGAUAUCCUGGCUGUCUUUGCCAGUCCGGUACCAGCGCACAACAGAACAAGCGGGCUCUGUUUGUGUGAACGUCAAACUCACGCCAAGUUUCUCUCUUUUCUGCUCCGACGCCGAGACUUUCACAACCGAUUCUUCUUCUGCAGAUCGACUACAGAAUCAGGCCAGCGAUUUUAACACUCUCUGUUUAAUUCAGGCAUGAAACUCCAUAUGAAUACUCCAUCAAUUAUUGACUCCUGUUUGACUCUCCGAACAUCCAUUAGAAAUGAGGGGCGGCAGAAAGAGAGACGAAUAUCUCGGCUGCCAAGUCUCAAAGAAGUGAAACCGGCGUUAUAUGAUGGGGGUUAACGGUAUAGAGCGAGGCGCACGUAUGGGUGGGAGAAUUUAGGUCAUGAACACGCAUUAUUCUCGCCUAAAUGCAUGCAUCAUGAUUUCAUGAUUUUUUCAUCCAUUUUUCUUUCUUCUUGCACCUCAAACAUGCAUGAAAACCAAACAGCGAGGCGAUAAAAAAGGUGGAAAAAACAACAAAAAUUAUCGUGAUUGAUGAAGCGAGCGGACGGUUCAAUAAAAUAAGGAGAAUAUAUAAUAAUAGACCAAAAAUAACAAAGAAUAAGUCUGUUUGUGCAGCAGGCUGUACAUGUUCGACGACUGUAUUCCCAUGUGGUAUGCUAACGCCGCCGUCUCAGUUAUAUUUGGAAACUACGAGACAAAGCGAGACGCGGCAGGAGGAAUUUUCUGCCUGUGAGUGCAGAUGUUUUCUCCUCUCUCAGACUGAAACUGAAUCCUUUCUCUUAAAAAGGUGAAAUGCACCUUUUAAAUGGAGCACAUCAGUGUCCAGACCUCAUAAAAACACACCUACGGUCUCUAUUUUGUCGCUUAAUCAUGGAAAUGCAUGCAUACAAUAUCUUUAAGUAUCCAGACGUUGAUUAAAAGUGCUUUUUUUUAAGCCGUGGGUAUAUUGGAGUACUUUUUUUCCACAUCCACAUGAGGUAGGGAGAAAUACCUCAAAGCGUAGUGCAGUCCACCAGCUUAAAGUGUGACCUCAGUGCUUAAACAUGUAGGUCAAAUCCCGGAUCUUAACGCCGCAGACUCGGUGAAGUUUAUCUUUCCACCUUUCCCAAUAAAACCUCAAAGCGAAGGUUUCUCUCACGUCUUUUGUCUGAUUUGACAGCGGCGCUUAAAAGUGUUUAUUCUUACCUGAUCUCAUCAUUUCAGUUUGUGCCUCGACAUGUCGGUGAAAUUAGUAAUCUUAUAGUCCGUACAGUCGUCCAUUGUGAUGCUUCGUAUAGGCGUCUCAUUCCUCAGAUCUGAUAUCAUGAUGCGCCAGAUAUCCGUCACUCAUUCACAGACUCCUCUUUGUUUAACCUCUCUCCGGCUCUGUUAUGUUUGUUUAUGUGCCGUCAAGCAUGAGAGUAAAAUGUUAUGAUAGUUGAUAAUUGUUGAGGAGACGUGACUCAUAAUUUAAACAGGACUUAAAUUCAGCGGGGACGAGGUAGGAGCCCUGAGGGUAAACGUCAACAUCCAGACUACAAGUGAACAUGAAAGGGUUAAUGUAUCAUAGCAACUGAACCCGUCUUUCAUAAUACACCAGGGCACUUCAGGUCUUUCAGACAGAAGCUAUGAGUAGCCAAUGUCGUGUAUAAGAAUGCAUCCAGACAUAUCGCAUAUCUGAGGAACAACCUGCUGCCCACUGUCCGAUCAAACCGCGGCGUCAACUCGCCACAAAGCAGCUCAGGAAUGCUGCACACCGCCACAACCAGGAAGUUUCACAGCAGUUUAUCCUGCCACCGCCGCCGCCGCCACACUCACUCACAAACAUUUGUUGAUUUGUUGACGGCGUUUAAAGAUAGCGGUUUGCUCUGAGUCACCGUCUCAGAGCGUAAUCUCACACCCUGGUGUUUACAACCGCGGGUCUUGUAAGUCCUCGCGUGUUUGUGGGAAUCCUCGGCGGCGCACUUGUGCUUUUCUGGGAGCUUGUUAAAGAGCGGUCAGGAAAAACAGAUUGACCACACAUGCCUGAUGGUAGCCUGGUCAGUGAAGACGGAGUGGACAUGAAGCUUCGAACAACACAUGAAAGUCUGCUUCACCUGUUAGUAUGUGACACACUUUGAGACCUCACCUCCUUUAUUCACACGCAGAAAAUAAUGCCGUGUUCGAGUAACCUUGGAAGUCAGAUGUUGGAGCUGAAAAUGACGUCACACCCGAGUGACCAGCGUUUCAAUUACCAAGUCGGAAAAAAGCAAAAUCGUAGGCGGGAACAAGAUGGCUCCAUCUAUGAAAGUUAUUUUAGCACUUGCCUUGUCCUUGUUAUAUUCGGACUGUUAUUAUUAUAUCUUGUUUCUGCUUCCGAUUUUGCUUUUUUCUGACUUGGUAAUUGAAACACUAGUCAUUCGGGUCAUUAGUCUCUCAUACAGGAGACUCCACCACCAACUUUGCGCAAAUUUUGCAGUCUUUCAAGGCUGGGCGAUAAACCGAAAAUUUACAGACACCAAAAUUUACAACUAUAACCAACGUCAUUUUGCCCAUAUCAGUAUAUUUGGUGUCAAAAAAACAGAUAAAUAAAAGCUGGUUGGAUGUGUGUACCUAGGCUAUGUCUCAUGCCCCUUUAAGACUCUGUCCUACAUCAGAGACGUGACUCCACCCCAUCCAGUCCGUAACAAAGAGGUAAAGACAGGUGAGGAGAUGGAGGACGGUUCAAAAGUUGUAGCAGCUGAAGUAGACGAAGUUAAUGUGGGAGGGGGUGAGCAGCUUGUGGAGUAGUUAUCGUCCAUUUAUCGUUAUUGAGUAGUGUUGUGUUGUUCGCUAACGAUUCGCUCAAACGAACCGAAUCUUUUAAGUGAACGUACUGAACGGAAUCACUACCUUGAUUGAUUUGUUUGUUUCUCACUUCAGUUGAGCUGAAGUGAGAAACAACAUUGCCAGGCCAGCAGUCGGUGAACGAGGGACCACAUGUACUGACGCCUGAAUCACUUGGUGAACGAAUCACGCAUUGAACUACACUCUCUGGAAUCAUUUUUCUCGGACAGAACUACCUUUUUUUUUCCACUUCUAAAUUGCCACCAAAUAACUUUCAUACAAUAGGACACAGCAUGUUACAAGUUGUGCAUUAAACCCGCAGCAGUACAUCUGAAGAACUGCCAUGCCCAUCACUAUUAUCGGGGUGAACUGAUCAAUAUGUGGUGAUAUUGAUUUGAGGCCAUAUCGCCCAGCCCUGCUUGAGAUCACAGUAAUCAUUGAAUAAUUGAGUUAAAAACACUCAGAGAGCAGCUGAUGUCCAAGUAACAGCAAUCAGCAGUUUCUAAUUCAACUCAUGUUCCACCUGUUUACAUGGAGGAGGGUUGCCUUUAUGAAUCAUACUGCAGGACCUUCAGAGGUCAUGUCCUCCAACAGUUUCCACUCAGGAAAUAAACAGGAAAAGAGAGAGUCGGCCAUCUUUUACACUGAGUGGAUUUAUAGAGCUGUAAGAUGAAGCCUCUCCCCGCUCUCAAGACGAACACGUUGUUCUUAGAGGGGGCAAUAAAAAAGCGGACCACUUCCACAUCUGCAAGUUUUUUUUAUACUUUGACGUCUGCUCGGCUCAAACUCAUCUAUACUUACUUUUUAUUGUGCUCCACACCUACAAUUGCCACUACAGAAAAGUGUCUUACUCAUCAUCAUUCGGUGCCAGUAAUCCCCGAGUUAAAACACCCGUAAUCUGAGUUUUAAACAACCCUGCAAAAUCUUCUAAUCCCCUCGUGUGGUUGUUUAUCCAAUUAUUCAGGCAGGAUGAGGAUGCAAACCCUCGAACCGAUCGAGCACAUGGGUUUUUGCACCCCUGCAUCGCCUCUGCAGUGUCACAAUGUACCAAAAAACCUCCUCCUCUCCUCCUCUCCAGCCUCCUUUCCUCCCUCCCUCUCUGCCCGAGUGACCUAUUUAGCAGCAGCAGCAGCGGCGGCGGUGAUCACAGCAGACGAUGUGCUCAGAGGGUGAAACAGAGGAGGAGGAGGGAUCCUGAAUGUAAAACACCUCACCAAAGGCGCAGUGUUAUUGUGUUAGAGCGGGUGUGUUUGACUCAGAGUGACAUUCCUCCACUAUUCACUCCAACAGGCAUUAAGGGCUCAUUUGCAUUAUUUGCAUGUCACCCUGUGGAGGAAAAGCUGUGCUCUGUCGCCCUCUGUUGGUCAGAAAUAAAAGUUACUGAAGCCUUCUGUUGUUUUCCCUCCAAAAAUCUUCAUGCAUGGAGCCGUCUCUCAUUUGGGAGUGAUAAAAAUGUGCAGGAAUGUGUAUUUUUCUUUAUUUUUUCUAGUAAACUGAUUUUAUCGAGUUUAAAUCUUUCUAUUUGUCCAAAUCUUCAUGUUUUCAAUCAAAUUUCGUCUUCUUUUCGUCUCUUUCAGAUCCUGUUCGAUCAGGCUCAGCGCUCUGUGAAGCAGCAGUUGCACAAUUUUGUGAAAGAGUGAGUUAUCCCGUUGUUCCUGAACUUUGCGUUUAUUAAAUAUUCAUCACAGGUAGACAAAAAAAAGCCAAAGUGCACAAUCUUUUAAAGAGAGGACUUACCCUUGUCACCCCUUUAAAAACCUUUCUGGUCCUUUUAAAUAUUCAACAAGGUACAACCCUUUUCUGUAUUGUGAACAAAGCAGAUACAAAAAGCUUACCUGUGACCUCACAGUGGCUUUUUUAGCGAUUUCACCGCCUUAACCCUCAAACUUUGUUCGUCUCCGUCUCUCAGGGACGUCCGGAAGUUCAAGGAGACAAAGAAGCACUUCGACAGGGUUCGCGAGGACAUGGAGAUCGCGCAGGUGAAGAACGCUCAGGCUCCGAGGAAUAAACCUCACGAGGUGGAAGAGGCCGCCGGCACGCUCAGCAUCACCCGCAAGUGCUUCAGACACCUCGCUUUGGACUACGUACUACAGGUUCGGAAAAUUACGACAUAAACAGACACUAAAAAUCUCUAUUUGGUCUUGAAACAAUAAUAAUGAAGAAAGUGCACUUUAUUUCAAUGUGUUUCAAACGUCCUAACCCAUUAAGACCUGAACCCUGUCUGAGACACGCCUCUGAAAUGCUGAGGGCCCCCAGAUCCUGAGGUUUUCUGAAACCUUGAGGUUUACAAAAAAGCGGAUAUCUCUGCCUCUGUAGCAGAUAGAAACAAAACUUUAAAAGUAUUUGAGAGCUUACACACACGGCUUUCAAGAUGACUAUCUUUAAUGUGUCUGAACCUUCAUCGCAUUAUUGAAAACCUUGAACAAACAAACUAAAAUGAAAUAAAGCAGCUGUAUAAAUCAAAGUGUAGUGUAGUAUAGUGCGAGUACAAAAGCUAGCGUACGUAGCAAGAUUUGAGCAUGAAUCUGAUCGCUUUAUUAGCCUAUCAGAGGAAGUAUGAUGGCAGUUUGAUGAUUUGAUUCGCCACGACUCUAGAAAUGAUUGAAAAACUACAGAAUGAAAUGUGUACAUGAUGUCCCGGUUUAAAUGUCUUAACUGACGUGAAGAAACAGUCAUGCAAAGAACAGAAAGAAUAAAAAGUCAGGCAAGUCCACAAUGUGCAGGAAAAUAACAGCUGUGCGCUACAGGUCGAACUUUGUUAAGGACUAGAAAACAGAUCAGGUGACACACCAAGCUUGGUGCUACUUCAGGCAGGCCACAAAGUCAGUCCCAGCCCCCAGUACAUCAACUGAUCUCAUCCUGCUUCCUCCACAAACUGGUUUUCCUCCUUUACUGCUGUGACUGACCCGGCAGUGAAGCUUUUAGACGUCUGUGUUCGAUUUAGAUAAGCUGAUAAAAGUCGCCUAAACAUUAAAUGUUUAGGGACAAAAAAUAGUUUUAAAAAAGUAGGUUUUAUAUCGCUAAAGCGUGUGAAUAAUGCUGCCAAUUUGAGACAGUUUUCUCCCUGAAGUAAUACAAGGUUUUGUGGUAAAGGAUGAGUGAAAAAAACUAAAGGUACAAGUUAAAACUCUGCUUUUCUCUCUGAUAUAGACAGCUGACAAACUACUGAGUCCCAUUUUAAUGCCAAGUUGUUGUAUAACUAGAAGAACUGUCAAGUUUAAAGACCGUCGAAGAAGCAGCUCUGCAGAAACUUAUUAAGGUUUGAUGCAAAUGAAUCAAACCUGGAAAUAUUUAAGCAUAAACACAGACUCUCGCUCAGACAAUUCCGGCUCUUGCAGCAGGAGGAACGAUGUGACGUUGCGUUCUCAGCCUGCAGCGUAAUCUGUGUCUGUCCUCUUCCCUAUGUUACACACUCCUCUCUGAGUGUGUUUAUUUUGCCCACAAGUCGUAUCUUCCUCCACACGCCGCCCGCGGGAACAAAGACACUGAUUCAGUGUGAUCGCUGUCACGACCGUGCCCUCUUUCCAUUCUUGGUUAAGUCUGCCUUUCUCUCUCCUCCCAGACAUCUUUUGAGUCUUAACUGAAAGUGUCUCAAGGCGGAAAAGGUCGAGGCUGCAGGAAGAGUCGCUGUAUGCCGGAGUGACCUCUUAAAUGUCAUUUAGGUUUGCAUCACUUAGGAUAUACAAUAUGAAGGCUUUAACUCAAACUGCUGCAGGCGCCGUGUUUGUGAUGGCGGUCUGUGUGUGAAGUUCCUGUUUGGCUGUAAUGGGGCAUAUUGUGGACUAGAUUCAUCUGAGUGAGUUUUAAUUAAAGUUGAUUGUGGAGCAAAUGGAAAAAAGAAAUAUGUCCACUAGAGGGAGCUCUCUUAGCUGUUUGAAGGGUUUAAAAUCUGCUUUAUGUCAAAAUUUCCAUGAAUUAAAGUUGAAAUUUGAAUUCUUUACUCGACUUGUUUUAAUCUGAAACUUUUCCUCUUCUUUUUUUUUAGAUCAACGUCCUCCAGGCCAAGAAAAAGUUUGAGAUCUUGGAUGCAGUAAGUGAACACACACAGACACACAAACCAAAAGUACUUCCACAACACGCCUCUCAAAUCAGGAUGAUGUUUGUGUCACCAUUUGACCCCCAUUUUUGCAGAAAAAACACAGCUGUGUGAAUUUGAUGAGGUCAAGAGUGUAUGCGAUAGUCGGGUUACGAUGAGAGCGCCCUCUGCUUGUUGUGCUGAUACACUUUGUUUUAAUCUGAAUCUGAAGUUUGACUAAAGACUCAAGUUUUGAAUAAGAAGUGACAGCCCAGGCGCCACUUUAGUUCAGCAGGUCUCCUUUAAUUAAUCCGUAAACUUCUCAUUAACACAGAGUCUGCUCAGCGACCCCUCACAGACUAACAUGUUCCUCUCUAUCCUGUCCAGAUGCUGUCCUUCAUGCACGCCCAGUACUCUCUGUUCCAGCAGGGCUACAACCUUCUGGAUGAGAUCGACCCCUACAUGAAGAAACUGGCUGCUGAGGUGAGUGAAAGUCGGCUCCACUCCCGAACAUCUGCUCUGAGUGUUUCCUCAGGCCCUCUCUGUCUUGAUUUGAAUCGGUUCGGUCCUCGUCUGAACUAUUGACGAAAAGCGGUUACGUAAUGUAUCAUCUGAAUCCAAACCACAGCGGCCGAUUGACGUGUUUUUGUGCGCCUGAUGUUGCAUUGAUUCGAUUUGACUUAUUUUGGUUGUUUUAUCUGAAGUUGAACAGCCUCUCUCUUUUAGUGUAAAAUAAAUCCACACCAGUGUCGCUCUCACGUGUGAUUUCGGGGUCACUCGUGUGUCACAGUGAGCCGACUGCUGCAGCAGAAGUGAAUCGAUGCUGCGUUACCCAACACUCUGACCUGAUGUAGCGUUCGUUGGGGGGUGGAAAGAGCAGCAGUCAGCCUCUCUGAAACUCUGAAUUCACUCUUAAAAACAUGUUCGAGUUUUUCAUCUGAAUGGCACGAGAUGUUUUUCACUUUUUCCCUGUGUGACUGGACUUUCAGCUGGAUCAGCUGGUGAUCGAUUCAGCCAUGGAGAAGAGGGAGAUGGAGCAUAAACAUGCAACCAUUCAGCAGAGGGUGAGUUCCUAUUUGUCUUUAAAUGGACCACGUAAAAACAUGAAGUUUGGGGCGAAAUAUGAAGAGUAUCUGCAGGUCUCAAAAAAGCAUAAGAUGGUGUUCAAUACAUGAAAUCAACAGGAAGUCAUGUUAUACGCUACAUGAAAGUGCUGAAUUAGUUAUAAAGUUGUUAAUGAUUUACUGUUUUUGGCUUGUUUGAAACAGUUUGUCGAUUGUUUUUGUAUGUAGAAUUGAAAUUAAGGUAUUUAAAGCUCCUCUGAGUAACUUUUAGUUUGUGUAUCAUUUGGCGCCCCCUGUGGACAAACCACUCUAAAAGUAGAAAAGGGCGUUCUCCAGGAUUUAGCUGGGUUUAGAGUGGCAAGGUGUGUGUCCCCGUUUAAAGACACAUAUCCAGUUUAGUGGUGGAUUUAUUUGACUGUGGUUUUCUGGCAUUUACGCACAAUAAACCCAGGAUGUAAAGGUGAAUAUUGGGUAAAAAAUCCAUGAACUAUCCUCUGCUGCAUGAGGAGGAAAACUAAAUUUUCACAGCUAUGGCAUCUCAAACACAGAUGUGGUGCGUUUAAUUGCGUCCAAAAGUCUAUGGUGCGUUCACGUGUGUAGGACAAAUUAAAACUUUCUGUAAAAUACAAUAUAACUGAACAGUAUUUACUUGAAAACACUUAAACAACAUGGGCUUUCUGACACACUCAACCAAAAUUUUCAUCCCGCUGACUUUGAUAGUGAAGGAGAUUAUUUCUUGUAAACAUUGUAAAAACAACGUUUUCUUUAGCCGCAUAGCUAGCACCUAUUCCAUCCCACCUGUAAAAAUACGAUGUUUAAAUCGUUAAUCUUGUUUCUGGUGAUCUUGUUUGUCUCUGGAUGUCAUUAAGAGGUAUUAUUAAGAAUUUCCGUCUAUUUCAUAAAGACAAAAACAAAUCCUCGAAGGAUUUUAUUGUCAUGAGAAAACAGAAUAUGUCCACUAACUCACCCAGAAUAUACACAAAUGCAAGUAAAGUUAAACUAAAUUUAUGUUUCAGUAAAAGAUGCUGUAAUAUAAAGAGGUUUUUUUCCUUUUUUAUAGCCAUUCACACAGAUUUUGACCCUCUCCGUUUCAUGUCCGCAGGUUAAAUCAGAGCUGUUUUAUGAAUCUGUGAAUCAGGGUGCGGAUGUGUUCAGGUCUCACCUCCGGGGCUCCAGUCUGCCACUUAUCCGUGUACAUCUGUUGUGGCUGAGGAGGGAUUAGACCUGGGCAGCUGGGAAGUGUUUGAUUAAUCCCUCUAACCAGGUCCAGGCAUCGAUUUAAGCUUUAGAGCAGGUCCAGAUAAUUGUUUUUAAGACUUAUUUAUCCAACUGUCGUCUCCUGGAGAUGGUCAGCACUUUAAAUCAGUAUAUCUGUAAAAAAUCACCAACAUAGAUGUCAAAUCCUCGCUCACCCCUACAGUCUCUUAAAUUAUGAAUAAAACCUACAAUCCUCUAUCUGUCAAGUUUUUACCAUAAAAAAAUCAAAAAUACAACUACUUUCUUCCCUUAACCUAUCAUUAAUUGGCUCGUUGCUUCAGCUGACUCCUUUUUUGAGUGAAUUAACAAACUUUAAAGCGUCUCUAUGAAUAGUCGGAGUAUCCUGCUGCUCCUAUAAUAAUGGAUCCCAUAAAUGUCGGCAGCCCUCCCUCUCUGGCAUCUUGUUGUUUUUGAAUAAUUCAGAAAGCCCUCCUUUCAGUGUCUGGCUCCUCUGUACCCCAGGAUCAGUGACCAUCUGUCAGGCCGCUCCGGUCAGCGCCUCUCCCUGCAGGCGCUGCGGUCUGUGCGGUUCACGGAGGGCCGGGGUCACAUGUGGUGCCGGUUAUUGAUCUGUUUUUGUCAGGGCUGUUAGACACUAAGCUUCAUGCUGGACACAUAAUAUAGCGAAAUGAGGAGGUCAGGAGUUAAAGCUGCUCUAAAAUGAGAGCAGAGUUUGAAGUUAGCGGUGUAGCUACAGGUGGGUGCUGCUGUUUUUUUUUGUUUUCUUGAAAGGAUCAUCUCUGAACCUGAAAGAUUUAAUAACAUAAACACUGCUUUUCUUCUUCUUCUUCUUCUCCCACAUGUUCUCGAUGCCGCCAUCUCCUCUCAGACGCUCCUACAGGUGAGUCCUCUUUUGUUAGUUUUCAUUUAAAUGUGAAGAACAGCGUAUUUCAGAGGAGUGUGCGGCUCUGAACAUUAACACGCCCCCUUUGAAGUUCUCGUCACGCCGCAGACAAACUCCAGAGGCCUUGAGGGCAAGCUGGAGUGCAUCCUGAAUCAUUUAUACCGAACAAUUAGAAACACUGAACUUGGUUUAAAAAAAAAACAUCUGUUACAUCACUUUCUUAAGGAGGUAAUGGGGGUGUCCUAGAUGUAGCUGCUGACCUCCAGAGAUGCUCUUUCUGCUCCUCUUACUGUUUUCUGAGCUGGGGUGCAUGUUUUGAUUUUUUAGCUAUAUCAAGGUCAAACACCUAAUUGAACAUACACGUCAGAGGUCAGUCCCAGUUACAUACCCUAUAUUUUAACCCUGUGCUCCCCACCCAACACACACAAACGUGCUCAUAAACACCGUUAUACAGAUACAGAAACUCGGCUAGUAAUACAACAGGGCUACGUAAUGGGUAAAUGAGUGAACCAGGUGAUCAAUAGUAAUAUUACCUAAUUUGAGCCCUUCUAAAGGUCCUUACACACCGGGGCCGACGCAAAUAUAGGACGCAAAAUUACGAAAUAUUCUGAGGUUAAUUUUGACGCGCCUGACUAUACACAUCAAGACCUUAAACAGGGUUGAUCCCCCUGACUGUAAAAACUACAUUUAUAUAGUGGCAUGUCUCUGCAUUCAAAACAUGUGGUUAUAAUGGAAGUCAAUGGGGCGAAAACAGCCACUAAAACCAUAAAGGGAAGUUUUUUUGAAAAUCUGAUUCUGCACAAAAACUAAACAUGCAUCAAAACCAAUUAUGUUACUAAUCUUUGACAUAUCCAAGACUGUGAUAGAAGGUGAAAAAUUUUCUUUGUCCAAUCACUUUUUAUAUUGAAAAUAGCUCAUUUUGUGUGUAUUUUUCCCCAUAUCAGUGACUUUCUUUUUAAGUUGGCAUUCAAAGGGUUAAAAUUUUUAAAAAAAAUUUAAUAACUAAUUUUACUAAUUUUAAUCUACUAACUAAUCUAACUAGUUUUGAUCAAGACUGAGGUUGGUUAAAAGAUUUAUGCAAAAAAAUUUGAAAAAAAUAUUUAUCUGAUAUAUUUUUACAGCAGUCAAAGUUAGUGGCUGAAAACAACCACAAAUACUGCUAUAGGGUAGUAAAUUUGCUUGACCUUUUGAAAAUUUUAAAAUCAAAUUAUAUAAAAAAAUAAGGUUUGUCAGCAAAAAUCAUGCCAUUUGCUGCAAUAAAGUGAAAGUUACGGGGAAACUUAACGGGGAGGUUAAGAGGAAAAAGUGACCCUUCGUGGACGCGUUUGUCACCAAAAGUGUUAAAUAUAAGAUGUUUUAAAUUUACUUAUAUACAAAGCAGCAGGAUCCGAUUGUGUUCCUCAUUCCUCGUCUUUAUUCUCCUCUGUUUUAAGAACACUAUGCCCUACUUUGUCACCCAGAUUUUUGCUUCCUCUCUUCCUCGCUGCAUCGAGCAUGUGCAAUAAGCCUUGUGUAAACUUACACAGGGCAAAGAGGGGCGGUCCUUCCUCAGUACAAGUGAUAAAACCAGGGGAGCAGAAAGUGAGUGAAAGUGCUCUGAACGAUGGACUGUCACUACACACCGGCCAAACACACAGUGCGGAGAGAGCGUCUGAAUGCCAGAGACAUUCAUUUUUAACUGCAGCUUUAAUGGAGAAGUCCUGUCCGAUGCAGCCGGCUCCUCCUGCUGGUUUAGAUUUCUACGUCUGCAUCACAAAUGGGGCGCUACGUACCGCCUGCGUGCGUCACUGGGGUUAUUUUUGCUCCAGAUACAUGCUGCAGUAAAAAAAAAAAAAACAAAGAGUAGAAAUUGUUGGAUGAUACUUGAAAGAUGUAGUACUGAAGCUCUACAUCAGAAAACAAAGCAGACACCAUGAACGGAUAUGCAGGAAAACACUCGUAGAUGCAUUUAAGUUAUCGUCUAUCAUUUUCACAUUCUCAUCGAGGAGCUUGGUGACAUUUUCUAGUCGUGUUUCCAACAGCCAGAACACAUGCAUUCAUGAAAUUACUUGUUUUGUGCAGAAAAGAGUUUAAAAUCUUCACUUUUUAGAAGAAGGAGGCAACAUAUGUUCCACGUUGUUUGCUUUGCAUUGAAAUAUUUGUAGCUGUAUUAUUUUUUCACAUCAUCAUGUAAAGAGGCUGCUUCAUAAAUGGCUUGUUGCUUCUUAUUUUUGCUGUUUUUUUCUUCCAAAUUUCUUGUAACAACAAAUCAAACAUAAGGACUGAAAAGGUGUUAUUGGUUUAUUUAUUUAUUAUAUAUUUAUUUAUUUAUUGAUCUUUUGGUCAGACACAUACAGAGAAAAACUUAUACACUUAUUAGAUAUAAAAAAAAACUGAAAUAUGUGUUUUUUUUUCUCCUUUAUCAUCGUCUGUCACAUCUUUUUUUCUUAUACUUUAACUUUACAAACAAGAACACACAUUCUAAACACAAAUAUGAGUCUGCAGUCCAGCAAAAACAUAAAAACAAGCCAGACUUACACCAACAAAUAAAAUUAAAUAAAAUAAUAAUAAUAAUAACAGUAAUAAUAUACGUGUUAUUGGUUUAUUAUUAAUAAAUACUCAUGUUGAAAUUAAAGCCUGUAACACAUAAAAAAAAAACAGACAAAAACACUAAAACUGCAAAAGUUUGAUUACAACACGACCAGAGAGGGUUUAAAAACCUCUGUUAUGGCUCUGUAGUGGAAGUGAUCGCAUGCUUUAAUGGCCUGACUUUGAGUAGGUUUUGUGAAUGAAACAGCUGAAAUAAUCUCUUUACGGUGGGACUAACAGGAAGUUAAGCUCUCCUGAGAUCUGCUGCGAAAUCUCGUUUUUUCAUCUAAGCAUUAGCACAAGCCCAUCUGAUUUUGCUGCAGAAUGUUCCUUUAAAUGAUCACAUGAACCUUGUGAUCAGUUUUGCACGUUUGGAUAUUAUUUUAAAAAGACUGGAGAGGCCAGGAUGUAACUUUGUAACCCAGGCGACCCAGCCUGCUGAGGAUUACUCGCAGCAGAUGUCCGUCAGGUACACGUAAUGCAAAACCGGAUGAUGGUGCAAAGCUGCAGAGAGCUUGUGCCGUGGAGUUCUUACGAGACACAAUGGAUGGAGUAAUCAGUGCACAUUUGGAGUCUCUGAGUCUGACCUGCAGCAGCAGGUGUGUGAGGCAUCAUGACGUCUACGAGCAUCUCUCUCUCUCUGCAGAAACGAUUUACUUGUUUGUUGGGAACAUUUGGAAGUCUCUGUUUCCCGCAUGUUCAAUAAUUCACCGAUGUUCGGUUUCUCUCUGAGUGACGUAGCGUCAUUAAAAAUGGAUGAUCUUUGUUGUGGGCUGCUUCAGAAUACCACCUCCUCUUCAGUGUUUGUGAUCUUGUAUCUGAAAAAGCCGGACGUCUUACUGCGAAAAGGCGAAAAGGUAGGCUGCAUCAACUUUUUCCUGAUAGUACAGUUGCAGAAGUGAGCAGAGCUGCUGUGUGUGGAGGGUAAAUAAAACCCAGAGUAGUAUUUGUUUGGUGCUCUGUCUGGGCAGCCUGCCAGGUGGAUUCCUCAUGGGUCAACAGUGGACCAAAACUCCCCCCUUCCUCCAGGGAGGAGGGGAGGUGUGUUGAGGGAGUUGUAAAACUCAAACAGACUCAGUCACUGGAGUGUCAAAGCGGCUCUGCUCGUCUCUGGAUCAGGACAGGAGCAGCUACAGUUCUGUGUCAGUUGUAGUCCUGUAUUCUUCCACAGGGACCCUGCCGUGGAGACUUUGGCAGCUGUAUGGUAAUUAGUGCUAAUCCGGAGGCUCACAGGGCAGCAGGCAGGUGGCACACAUGUCAGUGCUGGAAUUACAGAGACGACUACUACGACUGCAGCAGCCGUACAGUACAGCCUGUUAGUGUCCACCGUGAGAGAGGGAGAGGGAGAGAGAGGGAGGAUGCAUCUGCUCCUCCAAGAGAUCUGGAUUUAAGGAGCAGGUUUAGGAACUUUGUAUUUUUAUUUUAAGGGUUUUUGUGAUUUUUUAAUGUUGCUGGAACACACGAAACGUCUGAAAAUGAAGAUCCUGUGCCGCUGGGACCACAGCUUGGUGGGUGGAUUUGUGUUUUUACUUCACGCUCAGGUUGUUUGUCGGUUUGUUCAGGUCCUGCGAGGCAGAAGUAGAUUUACAAUCAUGCUCAUCUGCUCCGUCUGGGUCACUCUGCUGAAUAUAUUCAUUGCAGAUCUUAUUUAUGUGCCUAAAACUGUACUUCAGGGUGUUAAUUCAUGUUCUCCUGGUGAUACUGAGGAUUUAGCUAUGAAUUAUGGAUUGUUUAUCGCCUCCUGAAGCGGCUUAUUUUGAGCCGUAUUUACAGUUUUACUCUUCUCCAAUGCUCUUACACUGAUAUAUAACAACAAUUUCUCUGUUAUAGUCGCAAAACUUUCUUGUUUCACGUAAUGAAUCUGUAAUCUAAUACAGAGUCUGUGUUUGAAAGGCGAGGAGUGCACUAUGUCUUUGUAGUUAAAUGUAAAAUUUUUGUAGUACUGAUACUUCUCCAGGUUUUAAGAUAAUUCACUUAUUAAAGCAGCUCACAGCAAAGGUUAAAAAUGUCUGAAACUUUCAUAAUAAAUGAAAAAAUCUGAAUAAAAAGUACUUAAAGUUAUAAUUUAUCAAUUUUAAACAGUGGUUGUUGCCCAGUAUUGUGUUUUUUUUUCAACAGCAGGUGUCGAUAACCACAGAGCAGGUUGUCUAGUGUCAGAUUUAUAACUUCAAUAUUAUAAUACAUAAUUUAACCAUUAAUACUCAUAAAUCCAUGCAUAAUACAAUCUAAUAUUGUUGGUCUUAGCCUGUGAUGUUUUAGACUGACUCCUCUUUGCCUCUUUUUUCAAAACACAGUUAAAGCUCCUGUCAGGAACUUUCUGUGUGUUAAUUUUGGCACCCCUAACUCUUAAAUCUUUGUGAAAGUCGUUUUAAAUGAAAAAAAAAAAACACUUUUAAGAUGAAAUUAUUAAUUUAUUAUAAAGAUUUGCUGUAAGAAAAGUUUUUUUUUUUGCAUAUCUACCCCCUUACAUCAGUAAAAGACACAAAAACUUCCAUUAAAGUAUGAAAAUAAUCAUAUUUGUACUUCAACAAAACCAGUUUAGUCUGUUUCAAAAACUCCUCACUGCAGCUUUAAUUGGCCUGACUGAUCAAUUAGUCUUUCUUUUACAACUUUUGCUUAUUGCAGAAUCAGAGACACUGAUUUGCACAUGAACAAAAGUUAUUGCAAUGAAUGAUAUGUUUUAAAGCAUCUGCAAGAAUCUACAUUUAAGCCCAAAAAAGCCUGAAAUAUCAUAAACGACUCCGCUGAGAGGACUUUAUCUUUACUCAGAGCAUCAUGCAUGCGAUGUUUAAAUCAAAUUUUCUUAAGUGAAUGUACUGUCCCCGCACUUUAUUACAUUUCCUCUUGUUAGUCCUCUCAGGACACACUCAACCCCUUCAUUUGUGAGCUUAAAAAGAUGGAGGCUGUUCUUCUCGAAACUCUGCCCUGAGAGAAAGACACCAAAAUAACUCUCUCUCUGUCAGCCAGUGUUGAAGCGCAAGGUGUUUGUAAUUGUAAGUCAUGAAAAUCUCAGAGGCUAAUUUCACAUGAAUCAUGCUCCGGCGUUAUGUAAUAGUUUGCGUCACACUCACAUCUGCUGGGUUAUGAAAUGUCCCUGUGUGCCACACAGUCAGAUAGCAUGCAACUCCUAUACAUCCAUGGGCCAACAUGUGACCGUUUCUACAUGAUUGCACUAUAAACAUGCACACAGUGUAAUGAUUCGGUUGGACUGUAUGUACAGUACCGCUGCUGCAUCCAGGAACGGCACACAUGCAUCAGUGUAGCUGCAGAAAAGAGGCGAGUGUGUGUGUGUGUGUGUGUGUGUGUGUGUGUGUGUGUUUUUCUUUUGCCUGUUUGAUAAUUAAUGAGGUUCAGAGCGGCAGAGCUCCUCAGCUGCUCUGUUGAGUUUUGACGUCUCUCAUUCAUCUCUCUCUUUUUUUGUAGGACUUUUCAUAUGACGACUCCAAGGUGGAGUUCAACGUUGAUGCUCCUAAUGGUGUGGUGAUGGAGGGAUACUUGUUCAAGAGGGCCAGCAAUGCCUUUAAGACCUGGAACAGGUGAUUAUGAUGACCCUGAUCUCCAUGUACUACUAAUAUACCACCCUGUUGAAUUGUGUUUGUAAUUUAUGUAACUGUGAGUGAAGAAUACAACUUCAGCAAGAGGAAGAGAAGUAAUAAUUAGGACUUUAUUUGUUUUGUUUUGGCUUUUUUUGAUGUUUAUUUAUCAUUAUUUUGUCCUGUGUUUCUACCUUAUGCAUGCAUCUGUGCUGCACACUACAGGAAGGUGCACACUUGUGGCACUCUGGCUCAUAUUUUGCACCAAAAAUGCACUCAAUCUGGGAGAAAUAACCUUGUGAAAUCUUAACACAGAGAACAGAAACAUUUAAGUCUAGUUUCAGAUGCUAAAGGUAUUAUUUAUCCGCUGAUCAAAUAUGUUUAAAUGCACAUAGGAGACAAAGAAAAAAGGAGAGGUCUUUUAGAACAGAACCUGCCUGGAAAACCCUCUUAAUUUAAGUCUUCUGCAGUAUCUAAGUAUUCAGGUGAUAGUUGUCUGCACAGUAAUAAGGAUAUCAUAAACGUAUGCUACUCAUACUAAAUUCAGCAUACUUUUAAAUAAGCUGUUCACAAAAUAAGGUUUAGAAACAUACACAUGCUAAAGUGUUGUUUAUCCACUGAUCAAAUAAGUUUAAAUGCACGUGGGAGACAAAGAAAGAAGGAGAGGUCAUUUAUUAACAAAACCUGCAUGAAAAACCUCAUAAUUUUAAGUUUUCUGCAGUAUCAAAGUAUUCAGGUGAUAGUUGUCUGCAUAAUAAUAAGAACAUCAUAAACAAGUAUUGAUCAUACUUAAUUCGGCGUACUUUUAAAUAAGCUGCUCACAAAAUAAGGUUUAGAAACACUGGAGCUCACUUGCUGAUUCCAUGAUAUCUCUGUUUGUCUAAUUUUCUAAUCUGUUACUAGAUUUCUGAGGAUAUCUGUAUAGAAAUAACGUAAAAAAACCAGGCCUCAUUGACUCUAAAACUUUCCUAGAUCUCUUUGGUAUUCUGUUGAGAACUUAUUUAUCAAGAGCCAAUCACAGCUGACUUUACAUACUUUAAAUUAUCGCCAAAAUAUGAACAAACAGGUCUGAACGCGGAGGUCCUGUUUACAUGCUGAAGUCUUAAAAGGGGGUCAUGUUGGGGGAGGGGGGUGUAUUUGUCUCAAUUCUGUCUUAAGGGGGUCCAUGGUGUCCAGACCCUAAAAGCCCCUGCUAUACAUUAAUAAUAGAACUCUAUAAAAUAUAUACAGUAUAUGAAGCUGCAGCUGGAUAUACGUAUAAAGUGGGAGUUGAAUAUUUUAUGUCAAGAUGCCCGUGUGUAAAUAUGAUACAGUAAUAGCUUCAAAUCUGACAUCUGCUCAAUAUUUACUGUAAAAACUAGUCGUAGCUGUCUGUAAAGUUCAUUUUAACACUUAUUGUGCCGUACAGAGUAAGAAAAGAUGGACUUACAAUUAAAAAAAACUUAUUAAAGUUGUGAAAAAAUGGACAAAAAUAUGAUUAAACAUGCUUUUCAAAGUGCUGAAUGUUCCUCCGUCGCUGACAGGGUUGUCUGCCUUUCUCCUCACAUGAUUCUGAUUUUGUGUCGCCCGGAGCGAAACUCAUUUCAGUCAAUACUUUUAUCUCUUUUUGAUCGCUGCUCUCCACAGUGUUGACCCCGUCGCUCCAGAGGAAAUCCAUCAGAUCUAAAUGGUAUUUUUUUUCUCCCCCUCUCUCUUUCUCUCUCUCUCUCUCUGUCUCUCUGCAGACGGUGGUUCUCCAUACAGAACAGCCAGCUCGUCUAUCAGAAGAAGCUGAAGGCAAGUUCACACUCUCUCUAUAUUCGGCUAUCAGCUUCUCCCCCGGGGUGAAGUGAGCUCUGAGAGGUUAAGUGCACUUUAAUGGGGGGUACGUUGGAUGUUUUUUUGAUGUUAUGGUGAUCUUCGCCGACAUCCAUCACCACUUACCGACUCUAUACUUGUGAGUGAAGAGAUCUUAACAGGUAUCUGAGUGCUCAAUCUUCAGUUUUCAGGUCAUUUUCUUCUCCCUCUGUGUCUAAAUAUCUCGUGUUUAGCUUCUCAGAGGCUUCCAGGAUGAAACGUCUUAUCAAAGCGGAGCAGCUGUGUUGUAUUUGUGUCGUGUUCAGGCUGUUGAUAAGCAGAGAAAUGAGGAGUUGUUUGUUUGUGUUUGUUUGUAGGAUUCUCUGACGGUGGUGGUGGAAGACCUCCGGCUGUGCUCUGUGAAACCGUGUGAGGACAUCGAGAGGAGGUUCUGCUUCGAGGUCGUCUCUCCCUUCAAGUAAGACUGAACUGAGGGACCGAUUAUCAUGUAAGGUUGUUCAUAAACUACCGACUCCCAACAGGAUGAAUUAAAACAUCUUUGGUUAUUCCUUUACUUUUCAUUCGGUUCUGUUAUUCUGAUUUAAUCGAUACUCAUGUUUGUGAUCAAAUAUCUGCUAAAUUAGCUGUAUUACCAACAGACUCUGAUAUUUGUAUGGAGUUAUAGCUAGCAAAUAUCUGCUCACUACGCGAGAGGAUUAGGCCCACUAAAAUAAGUAAAGGUCAAAAGUUUUUUUUUAGCUGAGAUUUUUUUUUCUCAGAAUUUAAAGUUAAAAUUAAAAUUCAGUUGAUUUCAGCUUUUUCUCUGAAUUUGUAAAAAAAAAAAAAGAAUUCAUAUUUAAUUCUUAGAUUCUGGGAUUUUAAAAAAGUCAUUAUUCUGACUUUAAUCUUGUAAUUCUUAAUUUAAUCUUGAAAUUCAGACUCAGAAUUAAUCUCAGAAUUCUGACUCUAAUAUCUGAAUUCUGAUAAUUAAAAGAAGUCAAAAUUGUGAUGUUCAUCUCAGAUUUCUGAAAAUGAAUUCAGAUGUCAGAACUAUGACUUUUUUCAAGGAAUUCUGAGAAUUCAGACUAAAAAAUUAGUUUCAGAAUUCCUAAGAAAAAAAAAAGAAUUCUCUGAUUAUAGAAAGAAUUCUGACUUUUUUUUCUUAAUUCCUUUAUUUUUCUAGAUUAUGAGACAAAAGUCAAAAUUCUAACUCAGAUAUCAGAAUUCUGGGAUGAUGAAAAAAAGGUCAAAAUUCUGCCUUUUUCUGUGAAAAGUCACUCCAAAACAAGCAGCAGAAGAUACUCUCUGUGUUUACAUCCUGCUGGGUGUGUUACUCUUAAUGCAAAUCAAAACAUAAGAGGAAUGUCAUAAUUUUUAAAUCCGUUUGACUUUCUGUUGUACAGGAGUUGUAUGCUUCAGGCCGACUCAGAGAAACUCAGACAAGCCUGGAUUCAGGCUGUUCAAGCUAGCAUCGCCUCAGCCUACAGAGAGAGUCCAGACACAUAUUACAUAGAGGUAAGAUAACAGUCUACACCAGUCUACAAAAACAUCUCAUAUCUUAGAUUUGCCCCCAAUAAUAAAAGACUUUUAUCGUAUGUUUAUUUUCAGCAUCUGGACAGAACAGCCUCUCCGUCCACCAGCAGCAUCGAUUCAGCCAGUGAGCCUCGGGAGCGCAGCGUCAGAGGAGAAACCAUCCUGCAGAGGAUCCAGUGUCUGCCUGGGAACGAACAGUGCUGCGACUGCGGCCAGGCCGACCCUCGCUGGGCUUCGAUCAACCUGGGCAUCCUGCUGUGCAUCGAGUGCUCGGGCAUCCACAGGUAGAACACAGAGAAACAUUUCUGCGGUUAUAUAUCACCCCAGAGUGGUUGCUGAAAGCUGAUCAUAAUAGAUUAGAGAAAGCGAGAAAUGACAGUAUCAUCAGCAUAGAGGUGAAAAGCAGCAUUUGGGACAAGACAAUUAAUGUAAACAGCAAAUAGUAGUGGGCCCAGAACUGAUCCUUGUGGUACCCCGUUGUAGAUUUGUAACAGCUCUAAGGCAGCACUUUCUAAUCUAACUUCUUUGGUUCUACAAAUGAUUGACUGUAUGAUCAGAAAACCUGUUUUUUACCAGUAUCAAGAGCUUUGGAAAAAAAAAUGCUGACGACUGCAGACAUUUUCACACUUGGGAUGAAAGACGACUAGAAAUGAGGUUGAAAUUUGGAAAUUACCAUACGUUAUAUCCUCUCUUGGAGCUGUUAAAGGCUCGGCACGUCCGUCCCACACACCUCUGAGGGGAUUAAAGCUCCAUGUGCUGCUUAUUGGAUCAGGCUUUGAUUGAGAGUUCCAUUGAGGGAGGUGAAGUGCGGAGAUAAAGGCGGCUGCAGAGUUGCGACACACACUGUGACCGAGCCAUUGAGAGGUUUCAUUGAGAGGUGGAUAUGAUGUAAUGCUGUUGAAUGAAGGCACCGCCAUGCGGCAGAUAAACACAUCCCUCCAUCAUUCAUGCUAAUACUCUGUUACAUCACCGUUUUAAACUCUGACCGGGAUAAAUCUGUUUUUUAAUGUGGAGUUUUGAAGUUUUAAUUAUUACUGCUUAUGUAAUCCCAAACCCCUCAUCCUCUGUGUGUGUGUGUGUGUUUGUGUGUGUGUGUUUGUGUGUGUUUCCACCUGUUGAAUAUUCAUGCCCCCUAUUCUGGGCUCGUUCUCUCACAGUGAGAUCAUACAUGGCCGCUCGGUACAAUACAGAGGGAAAAAAACACAGUAUCACUGUUGCCAGGACACCAGACUGUUUCAUUUAGGAACUCGGUGAUUUGCAUGACAUUAGGAGCAACUUCUCCCAUUUCCCUCGGCUGAUUUUAGGUCACUGAAGGCAACUAUUCAGACCAAACUACAUCUGAAGAAUAGUCAUAAUUAGAGCUGUUGCACCAAAUCUGUAUAGAGGACAACUGUUUUUCUGAAUCAAUAGAAUAUCAGCGUCAUUAUAGAGGUAAUAAUAGUGGUCCUUUUUUUUGGAACAUGUUUUGAAAUAAAGGAGAGAUGAAGAAGCCCUCGAAGAGACGAGUCAACUGAACAUUUUUCUUUUGUUUUCAUCAAGUUUCAUAACUUACGAUCUACCAGGAGCAGCUGAUUUCAAAAUAAAAGCAUAAUUUGACAAUAAAGUUAUAAUAAUAAUCAUAAUAAUAAUAAAAAUAAUAAAAUAAAAUAAAAUAAAUAAUUAUAAUUACAACAAAAACAACAAUUAAAAAAAAAUAAUAAUAAUAAUGACAAGAACAAUAAAAAAUAACAACAAUAAAAUUAUUAUUAAUAAUAAUAAUAACUAUUAUUAUUAUUAUUAUUAUUAUUAUUAUUAUUACAAUAAUAAAAAUUAUACAAACAAUAAUGACAACAAAAAUAAUGCCUAUCCUCAUCCCAAAAAAAUAACUAUGAAAUAAAGAAAUGGAUGAUGACAUGUAAGCUACCUGUAAGUUUGUGAAGUAUGUGUUGCUCCACUUUUGUUUUGCAUUCCCUCUAUAUGACUGAUUGUGUCGUUUUAUUUUAAAAUCUUUAAAGUUCAAUUAAAAAGUCCAAAAAUUUCACAGUAAUAUUGAUGAUCUUGAUGCGUUUUUUAUAACUACAGAACAUUUGAACUGAAAACUGUUUUAUAUUGUUGUUGCAGGAGUCUCGGGGUUCACUGUUCGAAGGUUCGCUCGCUCACACUGGACUCAUGGGAACCAGAACUAUUAAAGGUUUGUCUCAGUCAUGUUGAGCCUUAAAGAGAGUUAGCUAAGUUUAGAUGUGAAGCAGGGUGAAAAAAAACAAUCAGAUUCAUAAAAAUAAGUGAAUCCUUGUCUCCUUUUAUUUUGCAGUUAAUGUGCGAGCUCGGAAACAGCGUCAUCAACCACAUCUAUGAAGGCUCCUACCAGGAACAAGGUCUGAAGAAACCACUACCGUCCAGCUCAAGGUAACAAAUCAGAUUAUAAGCUAGUAGGUUAAUUGAGUGUGUCACUUUUGGACUCGACAAGUCUGUAAGUGCUUUUUGUUCCUCUUGCAGACAGGAGAAGGAGGCCUGGAUAAAGGCGAAGUACGUCGAGAAGAAGUUCCUGAAGAAACUCGGCUCUACAGAGAUCCUGAUCAACGGAGAGAGGAAAUCCGAGCGGCGGUGGAGUGUGAAGAAAUGCCGGAGACACAACAGCGCCACAACCGUACCCAAAACACGGCGGAGAUACCGACAAGAGCCCGGAAGCACCUCCCCCUCCACCCUCUCUGCAGGUAGGUACCCCAAAUGCUCUCCCCCCCUUGGACUUUGUGGUGAUCUAGGUCAUUCAGUUCUGUUCGAGGCUGCCCUAAACUUUUAGCCUUUCCAGCCCCAGUUUGUGCCUCUGACGUUUUAAUAAUUUAUCCACCGCCCUGAGCAAUUUUCCAUUUUUGAGAAACCCAAAGGGGGGAAAAAAGUGCAAAGACGGGAGCCAGAAAUGACAGACUGUACUCGCCGCUCAGUUAGUGCAGCGUGAGCGAAGUUUUCAAACUAAAUCUGGAGUUUUAUAUCUGUGUCAAUCAGAGCUCCUGAGUCUGAAAGAGGGGCGUGGAGAGGAUGACAUGAUGUGUUUCUUUUCUCUCACAGCAGCUGCUAAGUUCAGACGAGACUCCCUGUUUUGUCCCGAUGAGCUGGACUCACUCUUCUCGUACUUUGACACUGGAUCAGGACCUCGAAGUAAGCCGCUCACUUUUUUUACCUGCUCUCUCAGAGUUUUAACUGAAGCUUCAAACCCAGAUAGUGGAUCAGAUUUUCGAGGCUCGUGUGUUUCUGUGCGAGACUCAUCUUUGUUUGUGUGAAGUAAACCGAUGAGCCGGAAAGAGACAGCGGUAACUAAUGUGUCCCUGUUCUGGCGUCUCCCGGUCCGGCAGGUCUGAGCAGUGACAGCGGGUUGGGAGGCAGCACAGACGGCAGCACAGACAUCCUGGUGUUUGGCUCGGUGGUGGACAGCGUCACAGAGGGUGAGGAAUCUGUCGUAGAUAGUCCUGAACCCAAAUUUUCCCACAUUUUCAGCUACAGCGUCUUAAAAAAGUUCGUCUCGCCUUCUCCUCAGAGUGCGAGGUGUCAGAGGACUCGAGCGGUGAAGCCGAGCUGGAAGCCGAGCCCGAGACAUCGGACCCGGAAGACAUCAGAGACCUCCAUCCUGGGGCGCUGCUCUACAAAGCCUCCAAAGCCCGAAACCUGCCCGUCAUGGCUGAAGCGCUCGCCCACGGGGCCGAUGUCAACUCAGUUAACGACGAGGAUGAAGGAAAAACGCCUCUCAUACAAGCCGUGAUAGGGGUGAGCGGUGCCAGGAAUUAGCCAGAUCCAUGGAGUAAUGAACUUUGAGUUUCAUUAUGGGAAAUGGAGGCUUUUGCCAUUUGUGGAGAUUGAUUUGUACUACGUCUGCGGCCUUUUUUGCUUUUAGGUUUUAUGAAAAGUCAUCUAAAGCAGUGGUUCUCAACUGGUCUGACUCUGGGACACAUAUUCUCCCUCGGUCUUUAAGUCGUGACUCACUUUUACGAAAUUUAAACAAAGCGGAUUUAUUUUUUAUUAAAAAUAAACCUUUAAAGACGUAUUUUUUUACUGCAUUCAGGCCACAUUAAUAGGAAACUGAGGAGAAUCAUAAUGUGUGCCUUUCAAAAUAAAAGACAUGUCAAACAUCAGAUCUGCAUUCUUUUUUGACCAGCUGUUCGCGACCCAUCCAGAACAUGUCCGCGACCCACUUUUGGGUCGAGACCCACUAGUUGAGAACCGCUAAUCUGAAGGAAAUCCAGCAUGUUUCUUAAACGUCCAAAAACUCCUUAUAGAAGCUUUAAAUGAAACACGUGUUUCUUAAAUUUGACUUCCAUCGAUAAAAGUUCUGGACAGGUAUGAACAUGAAGAGACUUAGAGAAGUGUGAUUAACUAAAAAUGAUCAAAUCAAGAUAAAAUUUUAUAUAAGUCGGCCACACUGUCGUUCUUUUUACAUAAAUAUCAUGAAAUCAUUGACGCAUAAUAGAAAUUUCAAAGAUACUUGAUCAUUUCGGUGUCAUGUGACCUCCGUUGUCGCUUUGUUUCAGGGGUCACUGAUCGCCUGUGAGUUCCUGCUGCAGAACGCCGCUGACGUCAACCAAAGAGACACACGGGGGAGAGGUCCGCUGCAUCAUGCCACAUAUCUGGGACACACUGGGUGAGUCAUGAGUCAGAGAGUCAGUGAGAGACGGGCUUUACUCUGGGCUGAAUCUGUAACACGUGUAACCACGGCUCAUGUUGUUUCGCUUUCAUAACCUGCUACGCUGAAGUCACGCUCGCAGUUAAGUGUCUGUUACUCUUGUGUUUCAGGCAGGUGUGUUUGUUCCUGAAAAGAGGAGCGACACAGAACGACGAGGACGAGGAUGGACAGGAUCCUUUGAGUAUAGCUGUGCAGCAAGCCAACGCAGAUAUCGUCACUCUGUAUGUUUAAAAAGUGUUUUAUUUAAUUAUUGAAAUCAUCCUGCAGUGAUUCACGUUUAACAUCAUGUCUUUUCCUCCUCCUGGUUUUUCUUCAGGCUACGUUUGGCGAGGAUGAACGAGGAGAUGCGGGAGUCCGAGGGACCGUUUGGACAGCCAGGUCAAUACCCAACCAGCAGCCCCACUGAGCAGCAGUAUAAGAAAUGCAUCCAGGAGUUUAUCUGUCUCAAUAUAGCCGAGUACUAGUCCAAUCAGGGGGUGCCAUUAGACAUAUGAUUCUGGGGGGUUGAGCUUUUUAGCGUCCCACCACCAGAUUCACUUCUUCUCUGCAUCAGAUAUAUCAGAAAAAACGAAUAGUUCCUCUCCUCAGUCCUCACAGUCUGCUGAUUCAGACAGCAGCAGCAGCAGCUCCUCACUCAGGAUCACACAGGAGCUCAGUGUCGACCUCCUGAAAUGAUGUCACAUCUAACAGCUGCCAAAAAACACUCACCACACUUCUGACCAAUCACAGCAGAGUGUUGAAAUCACUGCCAGGGGAGGCUUAGCAGGUUUUUUUGUUUUUUUUCUGGGACGGAAAUUUGUAGGACAAUGAUAAAAAUCGUCAGCAGGGAAUUCUGGGUACAACUUUGCUUAGUCUCAGAGGGAACAGGGUGCUCAGAGCCAAAGACCUGCUUCAGAUCUGGACUAGUUGGCUACUUACUUUAAACUCUAUUUGGGAGGUUAAACCAAUCACAACUUGUUCUGGAAGUCACAUUGUUUUUUUUCGUCAUCCAGCUCAGCUCAGUAUAAAAGUAUACUGGAUUGAAUAUUCUUGUAUUAAAGCUCCAAUAAGGAGUUUUAACAUCAAUGGAAAUAGACUGAAAUUUAUAAACAUAUAAAUAGACCAUUUAUAAAUGGUAAGCAGAUAGUUUAUUGAUGUUUAAUCAUCAUCAAUAAAGAGCAUAAAGACCAUUAAUAAAUUGUAAAUUUUACAAUUUUAAAAUCCUAAAUUUACAAUGACCAUCUAAGUAAUAUUUAUAGGUAGAUUAAAAACCAAAUAUUAAACAUUUACAAAGUGCUACUGACACACAUUUUAAUCUCGAUGUUUAACAACCAAUAUUUAAACCCUAUAUAAACCUUUAAUAAAUAGUCCAUUAAUAAUUAAUGAAAAUUAUAUGAACUUACAUUAAUGAACUAUCUAUUUGCCAUUCAUAAAUUAUGAUUAUUGCAAAGUGUUACCCGUAUAUAUACCUUUGUCCACAGGGGGGCGCCAAAAUCGGGCGCCUCACCGAAGCUUUAAGAACAAAUUUAUCUAUUUAAUUAAAAACACACGGUCAUGAUGUGUUUUAAAAACAGGGAAACAAAAAUAGAAAGAGGAAAUGAAGAGUAAAAAUACAUCGAAAAAUAAGUCACAUAAUCAAGACUUAUAGAAAAUAACAUGGACGAACUUUAAAAACAAAAGAGAGUAAAUGACUGGAUAAAUUAACUUUAAACAGAACUUCAGCCUUUUUAUGAAAUGAUUGAAAUCAUAUAUUUGCUCUUAGAUUUUGAUAAAAAUCAUUGUGCUUUUAUAUUGUAACGACAAGAUUAAACUCUCCUCAGUGUAGUUGGGUCCAUGGGAACUGCAUUUAUGGCUGACAGCUAACUAAAUAGUGCACUAUUCUCUGUUUUAAUCAGACUUUUUAAUGGCUCAUUCUGCUAACGCUCAUGGGUAAUGUAGUAUUUAGAGCUGUCAGACAUCCAAAAGCGCAAACUAAAUGUGAAUCAAAGCAGAAAUAAUCCCUCUUAGUUAUGUUUGCAGAAACAUAUACAUAAACCUUAAGAGUUCAGUGAUUAUACACUAAUUUAAUUAAACUUACAAAUGGGUUAUUCCACUUCUAUAAAGUCGCUGCUGAAAAUUGCCCACUGUACCUUUUAAAGACAGGAAAAAAAACACUUCCAGAACCAGAUGUACCUCCCACUUUAUAACUCAUUUGAGGCAUUAUCUUUAAAACUGCAGCCAAUCAAUCCCCUUAAUUUAAUCUGCUUUUUCAUGAACUUGAGGAUAAGUUUAGUGUAAAGCUGUUAUUUUAACUCGACAGUGGUGCGAGGAAGAGUGAGGCUGUGGAAACUGUGACUCCUGAGUGUGACAGAUCAGUCCUCUGUAUUUAUCGAGAAAGCUUUUAUUUUGAAUCAAAAGCAAGAGUAUGCACUUUUUUCUUCCAACGGUGACAUGAUUUCUGUUCUACGCUCAUGUGUCAUUGUACUUAAUCCCUUUCUUUUUUUUUAGCGUAGAUUGAAGAACUUUUGCUUUUAUUGAAGCGGAAACGUCCAGAGCAAUAGUGCAAUGACAAUUUCAGAGCAGAUGAUCUGUAUUUUUUGUAUUAAGUUUGACAACGAUGCAGAUGGUAUUUUUUUAAGCGGGAUAUAUUUUGUUAGACUUUACUUUGCUGAGCACUCUCACACACAGGAACAGUAUUAUUAUUAUUAUUAUUAUUAUGAGAAAGAGAGCCGAUACUCCACACUUUCAUAUUAUGUAUUCACUUUGCAGAUGGACAUUUUUGAUAAAUCGCACUAAGCUAACAUGUAUAACUGUUUGUACAGUAUUUGUAAGUUCAGACGUUUGUUUAUGGUAAUGUUUCACAAUAAUGUUUAUAAUGCAUGGUCGGCUUUGUUUACUUCUGUGCCCGGUGUAUGUGAAUAUUUGACUUUGAGUAUUAUUGAAUAACAUUGAUGUCCAUAUUAUCGACAGUGCAUGGACAGACGUUUAUGACCGAACACUCCUCUCACUGUCUUCCAUUAGCUGGAUGAUGUUGCUGCCAAAAACAGUAUUUAUUGAUCCCCUUAAUGCUCUGGAUUAAGUUCGGCCUCAUGAGUACACUUUGUCUGACCCUUCUGUGGCUCUCAGUGAGCGGCAGUGAUCCAGAAAGUGACGCGACUGUUUGUUGAAGCAGAGGAGCAGACCGCUGUUUUAUCAGAGGCCUGAUUAGGCUGAAGAAAAUAUUUACCAAAGACCAAGGACAGCUUUUUUAACAGAGAGCCAGAAUUAUUCCUUUCUCAUGAGAAGCUGUGUGCUUGCAGAAAUUUCCUCAGAUUAAAUAAGACUGUUUGGAAAUUAUUGUGGUCACUAACUGAACCUUCCUGGAGGCGAGAGACGACCCCCUCCCAGUGCUGUUUAGUUUAAUUUGGACCUUUUCCUUGACUUUGACAAAGGCCAAACUGCAAAACAUCCCGAUGUUUAGAUUAAAAUCAGAGCGUGGAAACAACAAAUUUGAGUGGUUUUGGAAACAUAGUUAUAUCAAAGUUCAACAAGGGUUUUUUUUGUACCAAAGAAAGUAAAUUGAUGUAGAAGAGAUGAAAAAAGAUGAAACAAAAAAAAUCACAGCAACACGAAUUCAAAGUUGCCAGGACACCCAGAAAAAAUACAUCAAAAGCAGACAUCUUUAAAGAUUAGAAAUCAGCUGAAAGUGCUGAAACAGACACUCAUACAAAUGUUAAUAUAAUUAUAUAGAAGUUUAAAUAUGAAUAUAUAGAACCUAAGGGCCUGUUUCCACACAAACAUGCAACCUAAUUUUGCCCUCUUUUUCCUGCCCCUUCUUGGCUGAUGGAAGUUUUCGAGAAGUGGAGCUGCUUUUAGACAAAAUACAUCUUAAACUGGUGUUCUUGAAUUUAGUAUUUGUUGAAAACUCUGAAAUCUGUUUUAGUUUAGCGUAGAAAAGAGUUGCUGCUAACUUAAAAAUGAAAAAAAAAAUGCAGGUAGUGGACACAGGCCCUAAUACCAGAUAGCGGACACAGGCCCCAACUGCAAUCUAAUCUAAUCCUAUUUAUAAAGAACAUCUCAGAAAAAAACAGCGAAGUCUUUGCUGCAGAUAGUGGACACAGGCCUUAAUUGGAGAUCUUGUUGAUGUAUUACUUAAGAAAGAGAGCUAAUGGCCAACCAACCAGCAUCUUGCUUAUUGUGAGAAAGAAAAAUGAAUUUUUCCUACACUAAAUGACGUCAGUACAUCAUCAUGUCCCACUAACACAGUUCAGCAAAAAAGAAAAAAACAUCUUUUCCCCGCUCUGAACCCGUCCCCUUUCUAGAGUCUGAAACAGGUCAGAUCCCUUCAGCUGUGAAAUAUUUAGGCAGCGACAGAAAGAGCAUCUCCCUCCUCUCCUUCUCUCCCCUGAUAUCCGUCCACAGCACUUUGAAAACACAGAAUCCAGCCUUCUCUAACUUUGUGCAGUACUUAGUGCGACAGCCGCAGAGCUUCGCACCGACUUAACGAACAGGUUUUAACUACGAUAAUGAUGUUAUCACUGAUCAAACGAUGAUUAGCAUCACGCCACUGAAGGAUUAUGUGUUGUACAGUAUGGUGUGUGUCUGCUGUGUAUCAGUCAGUGGGUCAUUUAUUUGACUGUUGUGUAAAUAAACUAAAACUAUUAACACUUUAACUGCUUGCUUCUAACAUGCAAUUUUUAACUCUCUUGUAUUUUUCCGUCUCUGACUGUUAUCUGUCUGAUUUCUUUGAAUAUUGUAAAAGAGCGUUUGUCUCUUCAUAUACAGUACCUGUGCAUAUUAACACUGCUCAACUCCUUUUUGUUUAAUACUCCUCCCAGUGUCCUUUAAAAAUGGUACUGAAAAUAAACGGAAGAUGUGACUAAAACUAACCUCUUUCUUCGCUUCAUUUCAACGUCCUCCUUCACUUCCUGUAACAACAUCUAACAGCAUGAACAAACUUCUCACCUAACAUACUAAUUAUCAAACUAAUAUUUCUGAUUUCUGCAGCAUAUUUUAACGAGAAAAGGAACAUGCAUUGACUCUUUCCACUGAAGCUUAAGUGGAAUUUAAUAAUAGUAUGUUAAAAUAAUUGAUUGUUUUCGACACAAAUUCAAUUGAAAACUAUAUUAAAAAGUGUCAAAGUUUAUGACACACCAAUCAUGUUAUUUUAAGGACAAAGCUGUGACGUAUUGACAUAGUUGCUUCUAAUCAAAAUAGUUUCUGAUUAAAUUCUGUAAAUUAACUAAUUAAGUUGUAUUUUUGAAAGUGUUAGGUAGUUUAAUUUCUACCACAUAGUCAUAUUUCAUAGUAUAAAGCACUUUUUUUCCAUUUUAAAUGCAUAAAACAAAAAUUUUAAAUAAGAAAAGCUUAUAUAAGGUUGUGGUAUAGUGAGAUCAUGCAGUAUUGGGUGUAUUAAACUCAUAUUAAUUAGAAAUGUAUGAGUAAAUGUACAAGUUAGAUGUGGUAGAUCGUCAUAUUUCAUAAUCCAAAGUGCUUUUUUCUCAUUUUAAAUGCAAAAAUCACCAAAUUUUAAACAAUAAAGCUUAUAUGAAGUUGUAGUGAAGUGAAAUCAUGCAGUAUUUUGUGUAUAAAACUCAUAAAUUAGAAAUGCACGAGUAAAUGUAAAAGUAAGAUAGUAGUAGAUCAACAUAUUUCAUACAAAAAAGUGCUUUUUGUUCAUUUAAAAUGUAUAAAUCACCAAAUUUUAAACAAGAAAAGCCUAUGUAAGGUUGUGGUGAAGUGAAAUCAUGCAGUAUUAAGUGUAUAAAACUCAUAAAUUAGAAAUAUAUGAGUAAAUAUACAAGUAAAACAGUAGUAGAUCAAAAUAUUUCAUAAUUUAAAGUGCUUUUUAUUAAUUUUAAAUGUGUAAAUCACCAAAUUUUAAACAAGAAAAGCUUAUGUAGAGUUGCAGUGAAGUAAAAUCAUGCAGUAUUUGGUGUAUAAAACUCAUAUAAAUUAGAAAUCUAUGAGAAAAUGCAUAAGUUACUCUUUACUGCUGCAUAUGAAUCAACUCUGGUUUGCUCUUUUUCUCCGAUUGCGGCUUUAAAAGAAGUAUCACUAAAACCGAGCGGACAGAUAAACUCUGAUUCCUUGAUCUCUCCGUCUGCUCCUCUUUCUCACACUCACACAUACAGAAACAGGGAGAACCAGGAAUGCUCAUUCCUCCUUUUUUAAUUAGCCGAGCCUGGGAGCUCUCAGGGGGUACACAAAAGAGUUCAACUGCUUUUGUUGUGUCGGUAGAUUCAGCCGCUGCCAUGGACACGAGGAAAGCAAAGGCUCAGUAUUUGGAGAGCUGAAAGAGGGAGGCUUCAUGGUGCCUCAGCCUGUUUUUACCCCUCUCAUUGAUGAGGCUCCUCUGCUUUUUGAUUUUAUCACUGCGUUUAUUCAUAAUAGCUUCAUUUUCAUCCCUGUGUUUUUUUCUUGUUUUCUUCACCAGGAGACGCCACAUACCUUGACAUCUUCCGAGAAUUUUCCCACAUGGCUUCACACAACCCAGAGAAGCUGAAGCGGAGGAGUGUGCACUUCAGACACUCCUUCAGGUAGUGGACCAGGAGGCGGGGGAGAAUCAGAAACUUGAAACACCAUGAGUCCCAACAUAGCAUCACUUGGACGCAGAAAAACAUCAUGUUCUCACUUUUAUUUUGCGUUAGCUCCGUUAUAAAAAUGAACAACUUAAAGUGGAUUGUAGUGAAGAAAUUAUUGGAUGAGUUCAGUGUUUUUUAAAACUGCAUUAUAUCCCCUAGAGUCAUGUGCUGUUAUUAGAUCAACUUUUUAUUUUUAAAUGUGGAAUUGCUGGUCUUUUCCUCUUUAAUGUACAUAAAAAAAGCUUUUUUUUACAAUGUUAGAUGAAACUUUUGAUAAAGCACUUCUUAAGAUUGUUUCCUUUUUGCUGCACGCCCUCCGUUAUUCUCAUCAACAUGUUUGAUUUAUUGAAGGAAAUACAUCAAUACUACAUUAUUGUUCUGUUUGUACUGCAUGCAUUUACUCCAUAUUAUUUCAUAUUUAAACUUGAAUUCAGCUACGUGUCGUAUCAUCAACCCAACAUCCCGAAGUCGCCGUGUUAUUUUCCUCUCAGUGAGCAGACUGUGUUUGUCAAAUGUUGACUAUGCUGGUGUAGUCUUUGUGAUAUGUUUAGUUUAAUGUACUCUGCAGUACCACUAUGAAUUACAGUGCUUCUGUUACUGUUUACAUGCUCAAGAAGCACAAAAUGCUAAUAUAUCAGAAUGAAGAGGAAUGCUGAUGAAAGUGGACUGAGAAUAAAGAUUGUCUGUGUUGAAACAUGUGCAGUGAAGUGUCUGUGUGGACUCAGACAACCGGCUCAGAGCGCCCUCUGGUGUGGAAACAGGUUAAUGAUAUUACUGGUAUUCCAGUGAGGCUCAGUAAGAAAAACAAGAACAAUUUAGAGGUAAUAUUCCUCAAUUUAGAAUCAGGGGGUUUCACCAUUUACAGUAGGGGAGAGUGGGGUAAGUUGAGCCACCCCCUGUUGCUUGAACGGUAAAAGAAAUUGAUCAUGUGACAGAAUAUUUAGGAGAUGGGCAUCAAUUCAUGGAGUCUGUGAGGGUUAGAAGCCCUUGGGUGAAGGGAUUAUUAAUUUAGUCUGUCAUAAGUGUUAUUAGAAUUGUGUUCAGACUAAAAAAGAUCAUUUUAAAAUUUUUUAUACAUCAUUUUUGGCAUUUAUGGGCUACAACAUGAGGUCAAAAACCUAACAUAAAGUCCGCCACUUUAGCUUAAAGGACAAAUUAAGUCAUAAUAGUAGUUCUGGGGUCAGUCGAGGGCACUCCUAUGGUCAAAUACCCCAUACACGGGGUAAGUUGACCAUAGGAGACCACUUUUUUUUGGCAUGCUAUAUUAUCAAGACAGUUAUGUUUACACUCAUUCUGUUGGUUUGUUGGUUUGCAGGGAUGAAAACAUCUUGAAAUAUAUGCAGAUAGCUACACAAGUUAGAGACAAAACUAUGAUUGCCUUGAUGUAGUGAUCUAAAAUAUGAAAAAUAGCUCAUCUUAUCCCACUCUCCCCUACAUGUUUUCAUCUAAAGGGUCAGAGAUCCUUGAGAAACACUAGAUGGCCAUGAUGUUUAGGCCUUUAGGCAGUUUAGAACAGACAUGGCUCGGUAGUGGAGGUCUCUGCAUGGGGUCAAAAGAAGAAGAAGAAACCAUAUAAACAAGCAAAAAUGAGUUUGUAUGCAGGUGACUUCCCUGUGCCAGAGUCUCUCUGAGGGGGACUGUUUUAUGACUUGAUAAACCGUAACUUGACUGUCUUUCUGGAAGCAAUGGACGCCACAUCCUCCAAGGCCAAC
Molecule: messenger RNA, 78183 nt
Organism: Xyrichtys novacula (pearly razorfish)
Lineage: Eukaryota; Metazoa; Chordata; Actinopteri; Labriformes; Labridae
Source: the annotation of a GenBank genome assembly